Messenger RNA from Coregonus sp. 'balchen', 48008 nucleotides. The record is from the annotation of a GenBank genome assembly. NCBI's taxonomy places the organism in Eukaryota, Metazoa, Chordata, Actinopteri, Salmoniformes, Salmonidae.
AUGCGAGGGAGAAGAGGAAGGCCGCCCAAACAGGCAGCGGAGAUGCAGGAGGUUUCCCCUGGGCCAGUUCGUGGUUCGAGAGGGAGAGGGAGAGGUAGCCGUGGUAGGGGAAGGGGACGAGGACGUGGCCGCGGACGAGGUUCGGUGGUGGAUACCGGCGAUACAGAAAUUAAUCGGAGAGAAAACUACCAUUCGUCCAGGGGCCGGAGGAAAGUUGGAGCAACGACGACAUCGCGGGGCAGAGGAAGAGGCAGGGGUUCGAGAGGUGGUCGCGGCAGCAGGGGGAGACGGCCACUGUGCAAGGUGGUCUACGAUGACAAUAGCGACGAGGAAGAGGAUAAUAUUAGUUUGAGGUCGGAGGAAGACGAACUUUUACACGAGAAUCCCUCCUCAGACUACGAAGAGGAGGCCGUGGACAAUGAGUCCGAUUUUCUGGAAGAAUUACCAGAUGAGGAUGAUGGUAGCUACUGUACAGAGAGCAGCUUUCGGAGCCAUGAUAGCACGCACGGACAGCACUCCAGGUAAGUCGGCUUGCAAAUGCAAUUUAGAAGCAUUUUCCAAAUACACGCCAAAGUGCUACAGUUUUUAUUUAGCACAUUUGGGAAGCAAGCUGCAUUGUUCAAAAUGGAGAUUGCACUCAUAAACAGGCCUUUGUUUAGGAGCUCUGGUGAUCGUUUGCUAGUUCCCGCACAGUGAACACUACUGUCGCCUCGCAUGUUUUCUGUUAUGAAAAAUCAGUAACUUUCGGCAAAAAUGAUCACGCAUUUGACGAUGGGGAUUAUUGUAAUGCAAGUGCAAUUCACAUUUGCAUAAUUGCACAAUUUUGCAUGCAAAAUAUUAUUUGGCCAGGCGUUAGUUCCAGAGAAACAUUUAGCUACUUUCCAUUCAUUCAUUUAGCGAUUUCCCUUAACAUACAUGCGUAAACAAGCAUGCCAUGCUGCACUAUCUGGCUACAAAAUAUCACGAUACGAUUUGUUCCAUUUGUUUUAGAACUGCGCGUGCGGUUUUGAUACUUUGUCGCGUUGCCUUCAUCGCAUUAAUAUACUGUUAUACAAUUACUGUAGUAGAUGUAAACAAUAAAUAGUCAGUUUAAUCAACUAGUUGUAAUUUACCCCCAUUCUUUUUCCUUCAGAAUAUCAAGUGUUGAGAUAUAUUUCGUGAGAUUGUGGUUAAAUCAGCUUGACAGUACAUCAUCGCGCGGCCUUUGUUUUGAAAAGAGGCGCUCUAAUUUCACCUGUUGCAGCCUGAACUCAUUAUAAUAUCACGUACUAAAUUGUACGGUAACCAUAGCAAAGCCUAUCUAUGUAAACAAGCAAGAGCAAAGGCAACCUUCUUUUAAAUUAUAGAAUUGUAUAAUUGUUGAACUGGAAAGUCAGUCGUUUUGUUGUUGUAUAAUGUCAAAACAUUUGUGAAAGUGACAUUGAUGUCAUUCAUGUAGUUUGGACUUCAUGUAGUCAAUUUUCAAGCCAUUUAUGGAAUAUUAAGGAACCAUUUUGUAUUUUUCAGGAUUAUGCCUAAGAUUAGUAUAAAUUAUUCUACAUUUUCUGAUCUCAUAUGGUGGUGACUAUAAUCUUCAAAAUAUCAAAAUUCCACAUGUUCCUGUAGACUUGGAAUGGAUCUGCUGAUUCAUAAUGCAAUGCAGAAUUAUAUUUCCAUAAAGUUAUAGAUUUAUUGAUAUGGUAUUCAUCCUAAAAUGUCUGUAUGUGAAUGUGUUUUAUCACUUGCCCCACAUCUCAUAAGCACAGAAGUGUACAGCCUAGACCACAUGGUAUUUCUUGAAUCAUAAUUCUAUCUCUCCAUUGCACCCCAGUGACUGAUUACACAAAUAACCUCCUACCCCAAAUAGGCCCGCUUACCAUGUGAAUAUGGCUGAAUUGUGGCUUAUGUGCCUUUUCAUAUGACCUAUAAUCACACACACACUCAUUUUAUCACAGUGAGUCACAAAUACAUGCUUACACAUACAAAGAGACUGUGCAUAGGGUCAGGCGGAAUGAAGGCAGAGGUUUUUGUACACAGAGCCCUCACUGGGGGAACACGCUCAGGGGAGAGGUGCUUGUUGGUCAUUUUUAAUGUCACCUCAUCUAUGCCUACACCCUGUCUAAUGUUUGAAAUUAAUUUAAAACUACAAUAUGUUAUACCUACCUACUCCAGCUGAUAUCAGAGGGUGUGGAUCCCUGGCUUUAUGUUUCAAAUUCUGAACUUGAUCAGGGCCCAUAUUCAUAAAACGUACUGAUCUAGGAUCAGUUUAGCCUGUUAGAUCACAAUGAAUAAGAUUACAUGGACAGAGGGAGCUGACCCUAGAUCAACACCCCUACUUUGGCCCAGGGUAGAGUGAGUGAAGGAAGGCCGACUUCUCCACUGCACAGUGAAUAGUCGAGUACCAGGUGCUAGGUUGGCUUAUUUACAUUUUUAAAACUUGAUACAAAAAAAUUAAUAAUUACUGAGUAAAUCAAAAGCUCUCUUUCCAAAGGGAGAAAUACUGUUUAUAGAAGAGAUUCAGACUUUAUAUACACCAUCAAAUCAAAUGUUAUUGAAAUGCUUACUUACAAGCCCUUAACCAACAAUGCGGUUCUAAGAAAAAAGUGUUAAGUAAAAAAUAGAUAAGUAAAAAAUAAUUAAAGAGCAGCAGUACUCAUAUUAAGCAGACUCACAUUAAGCAUCUCCAAUCAAAAGUUAGAUCUAGAAUCGGCUUCCUAUUUCGCAACAAAGCCUCCUUCACUCAUGCUGCCAAACAUGCCCUCGUAAAACUGACUAUCCUACCGAUCCUUGACUUCGGCGAUGUCAUUUACAAAAUAGCCUCCAACACUCUACUCAGCAAAUUGGAUGUAGUCUAUCACAGUGCCAUCCGUUUUGUCACCAAAGCCCCAUAUACUACCCACAAUUGUGACCUGUACGCUCUUGUUGGCUGGCCCUCACUACAUAUUCGUCGCCAAACCCACUGGCUCCAGGUCAUCUAUAAAUCACUGCUAGGCAAAUCCCCAUCUUACCUUAGCUCACUGGUCACCAUAGCAACACCCACCCGUAGUCUGCGCUCCAGCAGGUAUAUCUCACUGGUCAUCCCCAAAGCCAACACCUCCUUUGGCCGCCAUUCCUUCCAGUUCUCUGCUGCCAAUGACUGGAACGAACUGCAAAAAUCUCUGAAGCUGGAGACUCUUAUCUCCCUCACUAAUUUUAAGCAUCAGUUGUCAGAGCACCUUACCGAUCACUGCACCUGUACACAGCCCAUCUGAAAUUAGCCCACCCAACUACCUCAUCCCAUAUUGUUAUUUAUUUUGCUAAUUUGCACCCCAGUAUCUCUAUUUGCACAUCAUCUUUUGCACAUCAAUCAUUCCAGUGUUAAUAUGAAAUUGUAACUAUUUUGCACUAUGGCCUAUUUAUUGCCUUACCUCCAUAACUUACUACAUUUGCACACACUGUGAGGGAAAAAAGUAUUUGAUCCCCUGCUGAUUUUGUACGUUUGCCCACUGACAAAGAAAUGAUCAGUCUAUAAUUUUAAUGGUAGGUUUAUUUGAACAGUGAGAGACAGAAAAACAACAAAAAAAUCCAGAAAAACACAUGUCAAAAAUGGUAUAAAUUGAUUUGCAUUUUAAUGAGGGAAAUAAGUAUUUGACCCCUCUGCAAAACAUGACUCAGUACUUGGUGGCAAAACCCUUGUUGGCAAUCACAGAGGUCAGACGUUUCUUGUAGUUGGCCACCAGGUUUGCACACAUCUCAGGAGGGAUUUUGUCCCACUCCUCUUUGCAGAUCUUCUCCAAGUCAUUAAGGUUUCGAGGCUAACAUUUGGCAACUCAAACCUUCAGCUCCCUCCACAGAUUUUCUAUGGGAUUAAGGUCUGGAGACUGGCUAGGCCACUCCAGGACCUUAAUGUGCUUCUUCUUGAGCCACCCCUUUGUUGCCUUGGCCGUGUGUUUUGGGUCAUUGUCAUGCUGGAAUACCCAUCCACGACCCAUUUUCAAUGCCCUGGCUGAGGGAAGGAGGUUCUCACCCACGGUACAUGGCCCCGUCCAUUGUCCCUUUGAUGCGGUGAAGUUGUCCUGUCCCCUUAGCAGAAAAACACCCGCAAAGCAUAAUGUUUUCACCUCUAUGUUUGACGGUGGAGAUGGUGUUCUUGGGGUCAUAGGCAACAUUCCUCCUCCUCCAAACACGGCGAGUUGAGUUGAUGCCAAAGAGCUCGAUUUUGGUCUCAUCUGAACACAACACUUUCACCCAGUUCUCCUCUGAAUCAUUCAGAUGUUCAUUGGCAAACUUCAGACGGGCCUGUAUAUGUGCUUUCUUGAGCAGGGGGACCUUGCGGGCACUGCAGGAUUUCAGUCGUUCACGGCGUAGUGUGUUACCAAUUGUUUUCUUUGGUGACUAUGGUCCCAGCUGCCUUGAGAUCAUUGACAAGAUCCUCCCGUGUAGUUCUGGGCUGAUUCCUCACCGUUCUGAUGAUCAUUGCAACUCCACGAGGUGAGAUCUUGCAUGGAGCCCCAGGCCGAGGGAGAUUGACAGUUAUUUUGUGUUUCUUCCAUUUGCGAAUAAUCGCACCAACUGUUGUCACCUUCUCACCAAGCUGCUUGGCGAUGGUCUUGUAGCCCAUUCCAGCCUUGUGUAGGUCUACAAUCUUGUCCCUGACAUCCUUGGAGAGCUCUUUGGUCUUGGCCAUGGUGGAGAGUUUGGAAUCUGAUUGAUUGAUUGCUUCUGUGGACAGGUGUCUUUUAUACAGGUAACAAGCUGAGAUUAGGAGCACUCCCUUUAAGAGUGUGCUCCUAGUCUCAGCUCGUUACCUGUAUAAAAGACACCUGGGAGCCAGAAAUCUUUCUGAUUGAGAGGGGGUCAAAUAUUUAUUUCCCUCAUUAAAAUGCAAAUCAAUUUAUAACAUUUUUGACAUGCGUUUUUCUGGAUUUUUUUGUUGUUAUUCUGUCUCUCACUGUUCAAAUAAACCUACCAUAAAAAUUAUAGACUGAUCAUUUCUUUGUCAGUGGGCAAACAUACAAAAUCAGCAGGGGAUCAAAUACUUUUUCCCCUCACUGUAUAUAUUUUCUGUUUGUAUUUUUGACUAUAUGUUUUGUUUACCCCAUAUGUAACUCUGUGUUGUUGUUUUUAUCGCACUGCUUUGCUUUAUCUUGGCCAGGUCGCAGUUGUAAAUGAGAACUUGUUCUCAACUGGCUUACCUAGUUAAGCAAAGGUUAAAUAAAAAAAUUAUAACAAAUAAAAUAAAAAUAACAGUAGGGAGGCUAUAUACAGGGGUGCCUGUACAGAGUCAAUGUGCGGGGCACCGGUUAGUUAAGGUAAUUGAGGUAAUAUGUACAUGUGGGUAGAGUUAAAGUGACUAUGCGUAGAUAAAAAAACAGAGUAGCAGCAGCGUAAAAGAGGGGGUGGGGUGGGGUGGUGGGGACAAUGCAAAUAGUUCGGGUAGCCAUGAUUACCUGUUCAGGAGUCUUAUGGCUUGGGGGUAGAAGCUGUUAAGAAGCCUUUUGGAUAAGGGUAAAAAAUACAAGUCGAUUAUAACCAAUAGGCUAUACUUGAAAGUUGAUACAACGAAAGUAAUGCACACAUUCACAGAGCUGUUAUCAGUAAACAGUAACAAAAUAGUUGCACACUCAAAUGUGUUGAAUAAGAGCCCCUGCCUGUUUGACAGAAACAUCGACAACCAUUAUGGUUGAUGGAAAUUGUGCUGCCUGCUUUGGCUCAUUCAGUAUGUUUCUAGCUUUGGCUUUGUACUUUGAUAUUGUUGUGUUUCUCAGAGUCUAGGACCAUUUUUUCCUGACCCCAUUUUAUGUCUCUUGAUUGAUUUUAAUUCUUUACAUAAUUUAUAUCCCUCUCUCUCCAUCCCUCUCUGUCUCAGGCCGGAGGGGCAGACGCCCGCACCGGCCCCGCUCGCCCAUCUUCGAGGCCAAGGAGGUGCCCCCCCUGGAGCUGCCCAAGUCCUCGGAGGACCUGCUGGUGCCGGCCAAUCAGCUCCUCAACAUCUCAGCCGUCUAUGAGGUGCUGCGCAACUUCGGCUCGGUCCUGCGCCUCUCGCCGUUCCGCUUCGAGGACUUCUGCGCGGCGCUGGCGGGCCAGGAGCAGUGCACCCUGCUGGCUGAGACCCACACUGCCCUGCUCAAGGCCAUCCUGCGCGAGGAGGACACGUCCAACACCACGUUCGGUCCUGCCGACCUCAAGGACAGUGUCAACUCCACGCUCUACUUCAUCGACGGCAUGACCUGGCCCGAGAUGGUGCGCGCCUACUGCGAGAGCGACCCAGAGUACCGCCAGGUGCUCCCUUUACUGGAGAGUGAGGAGUACCCUUACGAGCCCCUCGAGAGCAAAAUUAAGGUCCUUCAAUUCCUCGUGGACCAGUUCCUGGCCACCAACCUGGCUAGAGAAGAGUUGAUGUCAGAGGGGGUGGUGGCGUACGACGACCACUGCAGGGUGUGCCACCGGCUCGGGGACCUCCUCUGCUGCGAGACGUGCUCGGCCGUCUACCACCUGGAGUGCGUGAAGCCGCCGCUGGUGGAGGUACCCGAGGACGAGUGGCAGUGUGAGGUGUGCGUGGCGCACAAGGUGCCCGGCGUGGUGGACUGUGUGACAGAGGCGCAGAAGAGCCGGCCAUACAUCCGCCAGCUGCCAAUCGGCUAUGACCGCCACCGCCGCAAGUACUGGUUCCUGGACCGCCGCAUCGUGGUGUAAGUAGACAACAACAAACCAACAUUCACUCACUCCAAAAUUAUACUGAACAAAAAUAUAAAUGCAACAGGCAGGGGCGCAGCAAUGGGUGGGCCUGGCAGGGCAUAGGCCCACCCACUGGGGAGCCAGGCCCAGCCAAUCAUAAUGCUUUUUCCCCCACAAAAGGCCUUUAUUACAGACAGAAAUACUCCUCAGUUUCAUCAGCUGUCUGGGUGACUGGUCUCAAACGAUCCCGCAGGUGAAGAAGCCAGAUGUGGAGGUCCUGGGCUGGCGUGGUUACACGUGGUCUGCGGUUGUGAGGACGGUUGGACGUACUGCCAAAUUCUCUAAAAUGACGUUGGCAGUGGCUUAGGGUAGAGAAAUGAACAUUAAAUUAUCUGGCAACAGCUCUGGGGGAUAUUCCUGCAGUCAGCAUGCCAAUUGCACACUCCCUCAAAACUGAAGACAUCUGUGGCAUUGUGGUGUGUGACACAACUGCACAUUUUAGUGGCCUAUUCUUGUCCCCAGCACAAGGUGCACCUGUGUAAUGAUCAUGCUGUUUAAUCAGCUUCUUGAUAUUCCACACCUGUAAGGUGGAUGGAUUAUCUUGGCAAAAGAGAAAUGCUCACUAACAGGGAUGUAAACAAAUUUGUAUACAACAUUUGAGAGAAAUACGCUUUUUGUGCAUAUGGAAAAUGUCUGGGAUCUUUUAUUUCAACUCAUUAAGCAUGAGACCAACACUUUACAUGUGGGUGAUUUAUUUCCCAGGUUUCAACUGUACCGGGCAAAUGGCAGAUAGUGUGUAUGUUUCAGCAUGAUAAUGCACAGCCCCAUGUCGCAAGGAUCUGUACACAAUUCCUGGAAGCUGAAAAUGUCCCAAUUCUUCCAUGGCCUGCAUACUCACCAGACGUCACCCAUUGAGCAUGUUUGGGGGAUGCUCUGGAUCGACGCAUACGUCAGUGUGUUCCAGUUCCCACCAAUAUCCAUCAACUUCGCACAGCCAUUGUAGAGUGGUGGUCACACCAGAUACUGACUGGUUUUCUGAUCCACGCCCCUACCUUUAAAAAAAGUUAUCUGUGACCAACAGAUGCAUAUCUGUAUUCCCAGUCAUGUGAAAUCCAUAGAUUAGGGCCUUUCAACUGCCCAGUGAGGAAUCCCUUUGACAGUUCUAUCUGCCCUACAAUCAAUAGGGCCUUUCAAUUGACUGAUUUCCUUAUGGAACUGUAACUCAGUAAAAUCUUUGAAAUUGUUGCGUUUGUAUCUUUGUUCAGUGUAAUAAAUAGUUAUUACAAUUUAAUAUUCUACCUGGCAGAAAAUGGUCAGUUCUAGACAAUAGAUUUACAUCUGAAUAUUCUGUAACGUUAUAUACCCUUGGACAUCCCUUCUCAAGCAAUUGAUUAGUUGGAUCAGGUGUGAUGGGACAAAAAUAUGCAUUUGCUAGGGGCUUUGGAGGAACAGUUUGGGAAACACAGGGUUAUGGGAUGGGAUGAUGGGCAAGGGCUGUUGUCUAGGAGGGUCUAUAAUAUCCUUGCCCUACUGACACCUUCUCAGUCUUUGAAAGGAUGCUGUUGUGGGAAAUGUUUGCUGUCCUGACACUAGGAGGAAAAUGUGAAAACAGUUGUCAUCACAAUGUGAAACGAAGACUGAGAUACUAAACUGAGUAUAGUGUCUAAACUGUGUCCUUUUAAAGGAAAUUAUGAGUGUUGAAGGCAACUGCUAAUGGCUACCCUGGUCAUUCUAUAGAAAGGUCCUUUGGAGAAAGAAUCUGGGGCAUAUAUUUUACACUUUUAUCUAAACCAGUGUUCCUUAGGUAGUCUAGCGGUUAGAGGGCCAGUAACUGGUGUCAAGGUGAAAAAUCUGUCUGUGCCCUUGAGCAAGGCACUUAACCCUUAUUUGCUCCAGGGGUGACAUACUACUAUGGUUGACCCUUUACCUUGUCCUUGGGACAUUUUUGUUUUUGGUCUUGCACUACACAGCUGAUUCAAAGGAUCAAUUCAUCAAGCUUUGAUGAUUUCAAUCAGGUGUGUAGUGCUAAGGCAAAAACAAGAAUGUGCACCCCUUGGGGUCCCCAGGAACAGGGUUAAGAAACACUGAUCUAAACAUUAUUUACAAAUGAUACAGAUUGGUGUUUACCGUCUGGGUAUCUCAGCCUGUCGCACCUCCAACAGUGCUCUUAGGUCAGCUACAGGAUAAAAACAUUUUUGGGGAGAACACAUGCAACUUCUAUGAGACAUGUUACGUGUGGCAGUGCUGACUAAGAUUGGGGAGGAUCGAUUCCCCUUGCUACCCUAUAGGCAAGCAACAGGGACUUGAAUUUGAUGCACACUGCUGAUGGGAGCCAGUGGAGAGUGUGAAGGAGUUUUAGACAGUCUGGUAAAGGGACACAAUGGAGUUGUUAACUGUGACAGAGGUCUUGGCGCAGGCCUUUCCAGGGAGGAAGAGCAGCUUCUCUUGCCAAUGUUGAGCUUGAGGUGGUGGGCUAGCAUCCAGUAACUCAGUGUGAUUGGGAAAGUCUCAGGAACACUUGCGUCAGGUCCCAAAUCGCUCCCUACCCCUCCCCUUGGCCCUAACCAUUUGUUUCUGCAGAUCUGUAAGGUGUGAGAUCCGUCAUUGCACUGCUUAUAGCCUGCCUGCCCAGACCCUACAGAUCUGCAAACAUCGAGGGGUUAGGGCCAUGGAGGAUGGAGCGAUUUAGGACUGGCGGAGUGAGCGAUUUUAGGACUGGCUUUACAAAGCAUUUAGAUCAAACUUUCUUGCCUGGUCUUUGAGAUGUCUUGGGUUUUUAAUCCAGUGGACAAUGACAUAAUGUACAUUGCUCUGACAUAACCAUAAAGUACAUGUUAGGACUAGUACCACAAAAUAUGUUGAUAUGUAUUAAAUGAACUGCCAGUUGGUAGAUGCAAAGAUGAUCUUUAGCUGACCAGCCAUCCUGCCUUGUGUAGGGCUCCAGGAGGUAUAGCUAUUAGCUGGCUACAAGCCUCAAAGGUGUCUCCAUUUUAGCAAAUAAAUCUCCCACUGACAAAUGUAGCUGGCUAGCUAGCUAGGAUCAUUCUAUUAGCUUAGCUAACAUUGCAUUAAUGAAAUAAGCAUUAGUUAGCCAACUAGCUAGCUAGCAAGCUAGAUGAGAGAGUUGUUUAUACGUUGGCUAAAAACUAGCUUUUACAUUAGUUCAUUUAGCUAUACAAGCAAGCUAAAACUGCACACAUCUGAGAAGAAGGCAUGUCGACCAGCUGACAGCUUAUUAUGCUAGCUAGCUGAUUCAAGGGUGAGCCGAGAGACAUCCGCACGAACGCAUCCAUCUACACAGGAUUAUUCACAACUAGCUAACAGGCAGAUCGCUAUGCUAACUCUUGCCGUUCCAACCUGUUCCUAAAUUUACCCGACACUAGCUAGCUAGCCAGCCAGCAAGUGAUCAUUACUUAUUUAUUCACGUGUACAGUGUCAAUUUCAAUCAGGCACUGACGUUAUCCAGCUAAGAAACACUGAUAACCCGGAAUCAAAAUUGAUGCAGAAGCGCGAGCAAUUGUCCCGUGAUCAUGUUCAAACUGUGAGCUUUUUUUACAUGACAGAUGGCACUCUUUUAAUGAUUUUAUUGAAACGUUUACAUUUACAUUUUAGUCAUUUAGCAGACGAUUUUAUCCAGAGCGACUUAAAUUACUUGUUUAGCUUCUCUGGUAAGGUAUAGAAAGGCCAAUGCCUCACUUGUUUCAAGGAUAAUGACAAUGUAAACACACAAAUAUUAGUAAGCGAUAGCAUAUAAGCCAGCUAUUAAGCACUAGUCACAGAUGGUAUGGUAGCAGACUCCUUUAACCUGUGAGGAGAGUGUCACACACACCCACGUACACACGCACGCGCGCACCACACAAACACACCUGAACAGAGGGAUUCGGAGGUAGCCUUCACUGUCUCAUUACCGCUGCCACCCAAGAAAGUGGCCUUCACCGGGUGCAGUGUAAUCGAUCUUCACCAUCCCCAUGGAGAGAGAGAGAGAAUGUGUGUGUGUGUCUUGAGUGGGUGGUUGCAUCCUGAGAGGAUGCUGACUAGACUGUUGGAAUACAGCCUAAGGCUACUGAGACCCAGGCCUCGACCCUGCUGUGCACAAAGCUGUCAAAUUUGUCAUUUUGUCUAUGUCUCAUGCAUGCCUAGUGUGCGCAAAGGUCUUACAACUUUAAUUUCCAUAUAAUCAUGUUUUCCAUGAUUGCAGCUAAGUCAAUGUUAACUUAAAGGGCAAUUCCACCAUUUUUCAACCUCAUUUUCAUUAUCUCCAGCACAAUACCAAUGUCUACAUACAGUGUAUGUGAAAACGGAGCAUUUCUACGUUCUACCUGAUGACAUAAUCAAAAGAUUUUCAAACACUAUGACAUUCACGGUGACGUGGAGCAAUAAAAUACCCUCCCUCUGGCUAGAAACUCGUUGCAGGUUUUCAAAAUCGCUGUUUUUCUUACUUUUAAUCCUACCCUGUGAUGUCACAGAGAAGCAUUUUUUUGGAACCUUUCUUCUUAUCUUUGUAACCACAGAUCAUAGAAACGUGCCGUUUUCACAUAUCUAGACACCGGUAUGGUGCUGGAGAUGAUGAAUAUGAGUUUGAAAAGUGGCGGAAUUGCCCUUUAAGGAAAACUGGCACCAUAGAAGACACUGAAAGAAGAAACUUGUAUUAAAUAGUUGUUACUACUAUGUCCUUACAAUGUACAGUAGAAGGUGUCUGUGGUAAAAAUGUUCUUCAUUCUACUGCUCUUCAUUUGAUGAUGGCAUCAAUUAAUCAAAGACCUCGAUCUCUCUCUUUCUCCAUCCUCUUUCUCUCCUACCCUGUCCCCUCCAUCUCCCUAUUAUCUCUCUCUCCCCUCCUCUUUUUCUCUCCACCACCUCCAUCCCUCUCUCGCUCCUUCCCUCCACCCCAGUGAGGAGGACGGCGAGCAGGAGGACAAGACCAUCUGGUACUAUAGCACCAAGGUACAGCUGGCUGAGCUGAUCGACUGCCUGGACAAGGGCUACUGGGAGGCCCACCUGUACGCCACGCUGGAGGAGCUCAGGGACGAGGUGCACACGCACAUGGACAUCACCGAGGAGCUCACCAACAAGGCCCGCGGUGCCAACAAGUGCUUCCUCACCGCCGCCAACGGUAAGAGAUGUGGACACGUUCAGAUAGGACAUGUUUGUUCUACAUAACCUAUAUCUAUCUGACAUGUUGAAUAAGGUAGAAUAAACAUCUCUAUUCAUGACAUUUCUGCAAUGUUUGCCUACUGAACAAGUCCUAGGGUGCACACACAGGGUUUAGGAUCUUUUUUCUUAUUUUAUUCUAGGACUGGUAUUGUCAUUUCAGAAGAAGAUUUGAGCAUUUGUUUGCAUAGUUAUUUACUAUUGAACUACCGGUAUUACACACUGACAACGUGCCUAUUGAAUGCAGCUCUCUGUACGCUGUUAGAUAACUAACUUAUAAAUGCCCCAUAGCACACAUCCUAUUGGUUCCUUUGAAGUUUAUCAUUGUGUUACCGUCAUUGGAAGGGUGAAAGCUUUACAUUGAAUCUAUUGAGACCCGGGUGAAUUUUGAGCACAUUUCAGUAGGGUAAAGCUGUUAUGUAUUUGUUUUUACAUUAGAAAGUAGGUUUAGGCUUUUUCGUCAAAUAAGGCAGUUUGGACAUGUCCCAAAUGGCACCCUAUUACCUAUGUAGUGCACUACUUUUGACCAGGCCCCAUAGGACUCUGGUCAAAAGAAGUGCUCUAUAAAGAGAAUAGGGUGCCAUUUGGGACAUACCCUUAGUCAAGAGGGGGUACUUCAAGUCAAUGAUUGGUUGUUUGGCUGUUGCCUGUCUAUGAGGGAAAGGAGCGCAAUUACUGCAAUGCCAGCCUCAAUGGAAUAGAUUGUCCCAAUUCAAAGAGAUGAUUUUGAUUUGUAACAAUUUGUGAUACGCUGUCAUUUCCAUCAGUCAUUGAUUUUGCCUCUUGACAAUGCUCAGUGGUUUGGAGAGAGCUACUAGCCUACUACUCUAUUUCCCCUUCAGUUCCUCCCCUAUGAUGAAUGAAUGGUGUUAAGGGAUGAGCAAACACUUACUCUGGUUUUGUCCAAAAAUGGCACCCUAUUCCAUAUGUAGUGCACUACUUCUGACCAGGGCCCAUAGGGUGCCUUUUGGGACGCAACUACUCUCUGUCUCUUGGUGUGUGUGAUAUUCAUCAUCGGUAUAAUUUUCUCUGUUCGGUUGGUUCUAACGAGGUUGCUGAUUUGCAUCCUGCCCAUGGCUGCACCUCUCAAUGUUGUCGGCCUCUGAGUUGGUAACGUGAAGGUGCUGAUCAGCGCGGCAACACACCACACACACCACACACAAACUUAUUUCAGAUCCAUGGUAUUGGGUGUGUGUAUGGGUUUUGCAGUUAUGACUCAUGCAAGUUGUGCACAUUAGCAUUUUGUGUGUGUGCGUGUGUGUCUGCACGUUUGCAUAUGUGUGAAAGGAUAUGCACAUCAUGUAAGCCUUUAGAUAGAGUAGUCCAUAUAUGGUAGUGCUGUCAGUUAUUUUUUGUUUUUUAAACAACUAAUUGACCAUCUCAGUUCAAUUAUUUGAAUUCCAUUUCGUUGUGUUUUUUUCUCAGAGCUCAAUGUUCACAUUGCGCUGCAGUUUCUCUAGAGAUAAAUCACAUCAUGCCCGAACUGUGCGAUGUAGUAGGGAGUUGUAGUUUCCAACAGGCUGAUGUUCUACAUAGUUUAGCGCAGAAAACAUGAUAAUUAACUACAAUGACCAUAAUCCAUUGCACAGCUACUUGUCUGGUCUGUUUCUUUUACGCGUGCUGUGCUACGGAAGAGACAGAAGAAUGCGCGGUCAAGAGGGGAUACAUAGAGAGCAGUUUCUUCGCGGUAUCUCUACCUGAAAAUACAUGAUCUAAGUGAUUGAUAGUUGGUAUUCAGCAGUCAUAAGCCUUAUUUACUUUGAAGAACUACUAAAAUAAUGAUUUUGUCAGACAGCAUAGGUAGCAGCUUUAUAGAGAUGAGAUGAUGACUUGGAAUUAAAUAAUAAAGUAGUCAAAUAAAACAAAUGUAAUAUACACAACAACUGAAAUAUUUUAUUAAGUGAUGGGCAGUCACUACCGUCAUGGGACUUUUAUUAAUUGUUUUAUUCUGUGUUGUUUCAGCAUUCAACCCACAUAAUGCAUAGUGCAUUUAAUGUAAAAAAUUAUAUAAUAAUAAAACGAAAUAGAAAAUCUUUAUUUUUUUAUAAUCUAACCGAACUGACCUCAAAAAGUACUAAUCGCUCAGCACUAAUGUAUGGCACUAGCAUACCGCUAUCCUUCUCCCCCUGCCUCUGUCAGAUUAUCAUAGUGGAUUUACCCUUCCUUCCCAAAGCAAUAUCCAAAAUAUUUCCAAACCCCUCGUAUUUGGGUAAGUAGGUCCUGAUCAGUGGGGCAGUGGCAGGUUGGCUGGCUGGUUGUGUUUGAGUGCCUCUAUCUCCUCCUGUGCUGGCCUGGCUGUAGGCUCUGAGCUCUGGGGGCUCUGGCAUUGCUCCAGCAGGCUUCACUGGGAGGAGGUCCAAGAUGGCAGGACUGAAUGUCUCUGAGGCAGAGAGAGAUGGUCGGAUAGAGAGAGUCAAUGGUCAUUGGUGGGGUGGGUUCACGGUUAAGGGACAGUGGAAGAAUAUGGAGGCAAAAGGUCAAGAAACAGGGGGAGGAGAGAGAUGGAGAAAGAAUGGCGAACAUAGAGGAGGAGAGAGGAUUUGAAAGACGAGGAGGGACAUGGCUGUGCUGGGUGUCCUCCUGUCUUCUAUACAUAGCCAAGUUAGCCAAGCCAGCCCAUCUGAACCAAAGGUCCCUGGGUGUGAGGGGCUCAAUUGUCUAACACCAGAGAGCCUGCCAAUGACUCCUCCUCUGCCCCCUCUGUCUCCCCCUCCCUUGAUCUCUCUCCCCCUCUGUCUGUACCCUUCCUCUCGCCCUCCCCCAGUUACAUGAAUACUACCCAGGCAUGUCGAAGGGCCAUAGGAACCAGUACAGCCAUUCCAUGACAACUUUACUAUCCAGUCCCAGUUUGGCUGGGCUCCAAACAGUUUCCUCCUCUCCUUCAUGACAACUGAUCUGAUUAAAGAACAAAUGGGAUGGUUGAAUGUGAUAGGGUGUUAAGGCUAUCCAAUCCUUUUGCCUAUCAGUGGUCUCGAGGUGACGACAAGAAUAGGAAGCUGUUGUAACAGCUGAGGCUUUUUAGAUUGGGACUCGUAUCUGUAGCCUGGUCCUAGAUCUGUGUUAUGUUUGACAUGGCAAUGACCGUAGGACUUUGUUAUACAGUAUAAACAGAUCUGGGACCAGGCUACUGUAACUGUGCCAUGGUGAUGGACACGGAUACAGACUGAGAUCAUGUUCUCUGUUGUUGUUCCUCCCAUUGAGAAUUAAUGGUUUGAAAUCUCACCAGUGAGUCUACUUACGACACACUCCUGCACACACACUGUGGAAAUCACAUUAUGUCUGAAAGAGCCUUUUACACACUUCCUCUUUCACACGCACGUAGACAAACACACCACACACACACACACACACAACAUAAGACACUGGCAUUGGCAGAACGAUGACAGAUCCCAGAUUGGGCCCCCUAGGAAGACUCUUUAGGCUGCUGUCAAGGCUUCUCCACCACACACACACACACACACACACACAUGCUCUCCAGCGACAAAUGACAGAGGAAGUAGGCUGUCAUUGAUGCCUGAAAUAUUAAAUAACCUGCUUCAUCACAGAGUACGACUUAAAUCUCUCAGCAUGUGGUCCUGCGAGAGAGUGGAAUUCACACAUUCAUACAGGCUCAUUUCUUUGUUUUAACGCAUUGAGCAGUUGUAUAAGCCGCGACGAUUUCUCAUUAUGCGGCUAUCAUUUCAGAUAAGUGUCAUUUUGAGGCGGUGUUCAAUUCCAAGCACAGCUGGGUGCUAAUGUGCUCAUUACCAGACAGACUACAUGGCCAUUCCUAUAGUAUAGCCCAGAGAAAAGCACAGUUAGUAGCAAGCUUUCAAACAUAGGUUUGAAUGUUUGAUUCAUCUGGCAUAAUUGCGCCAUGGUCAAAUAAGAAAAUGUAUUGAUUAAGCGUACUCUGUUUAAGCUAAUGCGUAGGCUGACUGACUCUCUACACACCAUUGCUUGCUGGCUAGAAUACGAAGAAUGCUCUGUGAGUUAUAGCUGUUUUAUAGGCUAGUCAAUAAAACAGGAGUUUAUGCUCAGGCAGUAUGAGACAGUCAAGGUGUAGCUCGGGUGCAUAACUCAGCGCCUUGAUUUCUGCAGUCCUGCUGGUUUCAAUUUCUAGCUGACUAAUCACCAUUCUCUAAUAACUCAGACUUUAUUGUGUUGUCCUUGAUAGUGUUUAGUCUAUAUACUGCUAGUUAUUUGGUAUUUUUGGCUGAAUGUUUAUUUGUUUUUAUAUAUAUAUAUAUGUGUGUGUGUGUGUGUGUGUGUGUGUGUGUGUGUGUGUGUGUGUGUGCGUGUGUGUGUAUAGUUUUCCCACAAUUAAACAUUUUAGACAUACAGUGGGGGAAAAAAGUAUUUAGUCAGCCACCAAUUGUGCAAGUUCUCCCACUUAAAAAGAUGAGAGAGGCCUGCAAAAAAUCCAGAACAUCACAUUGUAGGAUUUUUAAUGAAUUUAUUUGCAAAUUAUGGUGGAAAAUAAGUAUUUGGUCACCUACAAACAAGCAAGAUUUCUGGCUCUCACAGACCUGUAACUUCUACUUUAAGAGGCUCCUCUGUCCUCCACUCGUUACCUGUAUUAAUGGAACCUGUUUGAACUUGUUAUCAGUAUAAAAGACACCUGUCCACAACCUCAAACAGUCACACUCCAAACUCCACUAUGGCCAAGACCAAAGAGCUGUCAAAGGACACCAGAAACAAAAUUGUAGACCUGCACCAGGCUGGGAAGACUGAAUCUGCAAUAGGUAAGCAGCUUGGUUUUAAGAAAUCAACUGUGGGAGCAAUUAUUAGGAAAUGGAAGACAUACAAGACCACUGAUAAUCUCCCUCGAUCUGGGGCUCCACGCAAGAUCUCACCCCGUGGGGUCAAAAUGAUCACAAGAACGGUGAGCAAAAAUCCCAGAACCACACGGGGGGACCUAGUGAAUGACCUGCAGAGAGCUGGGACCAAAGUAACAAAGCCUACCAUCAGAAACACACUACGCCGCCAGGGACUCAAAUCCUGCAGUGCCAGACGUGUCUCCCUGCUUAAGCCAGUACAUGUCCAGGCCCGUCUGAAGUUUGCUAGAGUGCAUUUGGAUGAUCCAGAAGAGGAUUGGGAGAAUGUCAUAUGGUCAGAUGAAACCAAAAUAUUACUUUUUGGUAAAAACUCAACUCGUCGUGUUUGGAGGACAAAGAAUGCUGAGUUGCAUCCAAAGAACACCAUACCUACUGUGAAGCAUGGGGGUGGAAACAUCAUGCUUUGGGGCUGUUUUUCUGCAAAGGGACCAGGGCGACUGAUCCAUGUAAAGGAAAGAAUGAAUGGGGCCAUGUAUCGUGAGAUUUUGAGUGAAAGCCUCCUUCCAUCAGCAAGGGCAUUGAAGAUGAAACGUGGCUGGGUCUUUCAGCAUGACAAUGAUCCCAAACACACCGCCCGGGCAACGAAGGAGUGGCUUCGUAAGAAGCAUUUCAAGGUCCUGGAGUGGCCUAGCCAGUCUCCAGAUCUCAACCGCACAGAAAAUCUUUGGAGGGAGUUGAAAGUCCGUGUUGCCCAGCGACAGCCCCAAAACAUCACUGCUCUAGAGGAGAUCUGCAUGGAGGAAUGGGCCAAAAUACCAGCAACAGUGUGUGAAAACCUUGUGAAGACUUACAGAAAACGUUUGACCUGUGUAAUUGCCAACAAAGGGUAUAUAACAAAGUAUUGAGAAACUUUUGUUAUUGACCAAAUACUUAUUUUCCACCAUAAUUUGCAAAUAAAUUCAUUAAAAAUCCUACAAUGUGAUUUUCUGGAUAAUUUUUUCUCAUUUUGUCUGUCAUAGUUGACGUGUACCUAUGAUGAAAAUUACAGGCCUCUCUCAUCUUUUUAAGUGGGAGAACUUGCACAAUUGGUGGCUGACUAAAUACUUUUUUCCCCCACUGUACAUAAUAUGUAUUUUAAUUAUCUAAUCAAUUAAAUGAAUCAAUCAAUCUGUGACAUCUCCUUUCUCCAGAGGAGAUCCUGGACCGGCUGAGAGCCAAGCAGGUGGAGGAGCUGGAGGAGGUGAAGCGCCGGGCGGCUGAGGAGAGGGAGAAGGCGGAGGCGCAGAAAACUCUCUGGAAGGAGGAGGAGACGGAGGGGGGAGAACCCAAGGAGAAGACUGAUGACCUAGAGAAGAAGGGAGAGGAGGUGGUAGCAGUGGAGGGCAAGGCUGAGAAGGACAAUGACCAGGUGACCAAGGAGGGGACCACCAUUACAGGUAAGAGACACACACACUCCAUCUAACUAAAGCUACUGCAACACCAUGGUCCAACAGGCUCUACGGGCAGUUUGAUAUUUCUGUGUCAGGAUAUAGAGCGAUGUAGGCCUAAUUAAUUAUUGAUCCGUUUCCCACAGCUCUCUUCUCUUUCUGUGCCUAUUAGAAAUCCCUUGUGUUGCUUGUCAACACAUCGGAGACCACUUUGUCAACUUAAAACUAUGCCUUCAGCAAUACUGCUGAUAACCCCUCGGUAAUAAGCGUCCUCACACCAAGUUUUACACAAUGCCUACUAGCCUUAUUACAAUACAACAUCUUCUAUAUACCCACGCUGGAAGUGCUUGUUGUGCAUAUUCCAUACAAGGUCUGGUACAUACACUUUGACCAACUCUGAGAUUUACGUUGACAUUUUAGUCAUUUAGCAGAUGCUCUUAUCCAGAGCGACUAACAGUAAGUGAGUGCAUACAUUUUCAUACUGUGUAAUUUUAUUGGCCGCCAUCUUGGCAUCAAAAGUUCCAAGAUAAUUACAUUCUAGUGAGAAUGCAAAUUUGAAUGGAGUUAAAAUGGUGUCAACAUGUAGGAUAGUUUGCCAAACUCUGAAUAUCUGCGACUCUGAUUGUAGCAGAGCUGGCUCCCUCUACUGGUGAGGGCUCCAUCCCAGAGGGGAGUAAGCCUGAUCUCCCGGCUCCACAACCCACCCUCCCCGCAACAGAGGCCCCCAGCCCUGCCGAGGGGGGGCAAGACCUCCCUACCGGGGCCCGAGAGCCUGGGGACGAGGCCCAAAGCAACAUGGAGGGCGUGCAGGAGGCUGAAGGUACCAAGGGGGUGGUGUCACUGUGAACUUUGAACCCCAUUCAUCAACCCCCUCCAUUCACUUGCCGUGCUUGGGUUGUUCCUCUCCUAACAUCCCGCCUUCCCCUUUUUGCACCGCUCUACCCUUGGUCGCUGUCCCUCUUGCAUCCCUCAUUUAAUUCGCUGUCAAGCACCUCAAUAAUUGAUCUUGCAAUCAACAGGAUUUUUCAACACUUGCAAACACCUGAAUUUCAGCUUCGGUAUUGAACGCUUGUCACAACUGUGCUGAAUACCUGCUGUUAUUUCAUUCCAAAAGAAAGUUUAAAGCUAAUUGCUUUGAUGUGCAAUCAGGUUGAAUAGCCUGGCAUGAACCACAAUGACUUUCAGACAAAGCAUUUCAGUUUGAACCUUGUGGGCGCUAUUAUCCAAUCAGCACAAGUGCAUUGCUUCUGGCUUGCCUGCUUGUUAUCAUUAUCAUCAGUGUGCCCACUGUUGGAUGCUUGCCUCAGAGAACAUGGCUCAUUGUGAAGAACCAUCAUGGCUGCCAUGAUUCAAUAUCCAUCUUCAUGUGUUGCAUUUCUAAAAAGAGCUUCACCUUUAUUGUGCUAGUGGUGUAAAACCAAGUGUGUUGGGUUUGGCCAUAUGUCACAUUCCUGUCAUGUUGACGCUGUACCCUUAAUCUUUCAUUGGAUUGGUGUCUUAUCUGUUGACAUCCAUAUUCACCUCUGGGUGGACGUUGACCUUAGGCUCAGAUCUAGGAUCAGCCUUACCCAUCCCUCACCAUUCAGAACUGACCUUGGAUCAAUGUCUAGGGGCAACGUCAUCCUACUCCCCCAUGCUCGUCCCCUAAAGGGGUGAUUAGUCAUGCCUUUAAUGCAUGGGUCCCGAUCAUUAUUACUAUGAAUCAUCAUAACCCUAUUGGCUGUGUAAAAGGUUGCGUGUGGGCACUACAGGAAUGACACGCAUGCAGCUUCAUGACACUAGAGGGAGCUAUUGCAUGUCAUUUUAACUUUGAACUUGCUCUUGACAAGGGGCUGUCUGUUGGGUCUUCUCUUGAGAAGUCCACAUCCCAGGCAAACAAAAAUAUAGAUUGUAUUACAUGCCACAAUCCAAAAUGAAUUAAAAAGAUAGGCACCAUAUAAUCUCCGGAUUCCCUGGUGCUUAUCCAUUCAUUUGGGUCGAGGCAUAUAGCUGGAUCUACAUACAUGAUUGCGUGGGAUGUGGACUCUUGACAUAUUACUAAUUUUGACGUCUGAAAGUAUCUGUCAAACUUUGAUUUUGCAGUAUUAUACCAUCCCUUUAAAGCAUGAUUUUAAAUAGUGACUUACGUUGUGUUUUAGAGAAGGCAGGAUCUGAUUCUAGCUCUCCUAGUGGAGAGGGGGUCUCAAGCCUAAGCCAGCCAACUCAGCCCGGUGGUGAGGAGAACAGCAACAGCAGCACCAUUGCCAGGGAGUCCCCCAGGGGCCCGGAGGAGCCCGACCUGGCCGACCGGUCCUCUCAGUCCUCUGUCAACAGCCAGGACGACCAGGGGGUGAACGGCGAGGCCGGUGGUAAGCGGUCGGCAGUCACUCCGGGCGGCCGCAUGGUGACCCGCCUGCGUAACCCGGAGAGCAAGCUGAGCCAGCUGAAGAGCAAGAAGGUUGAGGAAGCCGUCCACGAGGCCAACAAGGGCUACAAGGAGGGCAAAGAGGUGAUCACUAUUAAUCUACAAAAAAUACUUUUUAGCCAUUGCAUUCAUAGCUAUCCUUAGGUGUACUAAACUUUGUUUGAGAUUACUUUGUAUUUUUCGUAAUCGUGGGCCUAAUAUUUACAUCUAAAAAUAUCAUGCAUUUAUUUCAAUUUGAGUGUCGCUCGUCUGUUAUUAACCUAUCAUGUAUUUGAUUUACCUUUGAUUUGACCCCCCCUCUCCUCACUCCAGGUGCUGGUGGUGACCCCGGCGGGCGACGUGUCGCGCCUCAGCACACGCAGUCUAACAAGCAAGGAGGUGGUGAUGAAGGGCACACUCAGCCACUUCUUCAAGCUGGGCCAGGAGGGCAAGUACCGUGUCUACCACAACCAGUACAGCGGAAACACGCUGGCCCUCAACAAGCCCCAGCACCGUGAGGACCUGGACAAGCGGCGACACCUCUCGCACAAGGUAAACUUAUUUUAAGAUAACUUUAGCUUGCACACAACUGAAGGAGUCAACAUAAACUUGAACAGAUAAACACUUGCGCUAUUUUUUAGAUUCAACUGUUUAAAGGGAUACUUUGAGAUUUUGGCAAUGAAGCCCUUUAUCUACUUCCCUAGAGUCCCAUGAACUCGUGGAUACCUUUUAUGUCUCUGCGUCCAGUAUGAAGGAAGCUAGAGGUAGUUUCCAGAGCCAAUACUAACUAGCGUUAGCGCAAUGACUGGAAGUCUACAGGAUAGCAAUUGCGCCAGCGCUAAUUAGCAACUUUCUUCAAACCGCACGCUGAGACAUAAGAAUGGUAUCCAUGAGUUCGUCUGACUGUGGGGAAGUAGAUAAAGGGCUUCAUUACCAAAAACUCUGAAGUAUCCCUUUAAGUCUUUGUUUCCUCCUUUCAGUCGUCUUUGUAUCUUGUACAGUACUGGCCCUCUAUCCUUGUUUGAUUUGAGCUGUUUUUCUUUCUUCAAUUUCUCUAAUUGUUGCUCCUUCUUAAUGCAUGUUUAAGUUUGUUUUAGUUGUACAGUGCUUUGUGAUUCCCCCAUGUAAUGAAAAGCUCUCUACAUAUAAAGCUGUUAUUUUAUUAUUCAGUUUUGCAUGACGCCGGCAGGCGACUUCAAGUGGAACGGCUCCAUCCACGGCUCCAAAGUGCUGACCAUCUCCACGCUGCGCCUCACCAUCAUCCAGCUGGAGACCAACGUGCCCGCACCCUUCAUGCACCCUAACUGGGCUUCACACAGGUACGGCUGGAAUGUGGGCUCUGGGUGUUUUUGAGAGCCUAGUUGGUUGAUUUACAAUUUAUGAAAGAAUAUGAUCAAAAUGUUUUUAACCCAUAAGAGUCUAAGCUGUGUCUAAGUCAGGGGAGGGUGGAGGGGGGGUUCUACUAAGCUAUAUGGAAUUGUUUUAAGAAGGUCAUACCAAGGAUCAUUUAGCUAUUUGAUUUGGAAUUUUAAGACCGUUUGAAGUAUCAAAACAAAUGUAUAUAAAAACAUAUUUGAUGAAAAAUUAUUUUUGGCCUUACUGCUAUUAGUCCAUAAAAAUGUGUUGAAUAACAGAUUCACUACAUGGAACAACAGUCCCCACCAUAAAUCCAAGGGAAGUUUCUUCUGAAGUGUCUGUCCUAUGUAUGAGAGAUAUAAGAAAGAUCAGGAUUAUAAAACAUUUUGGGACAUGUAUUUAACCCCUUAUUUCUGGCAUUAAACAGUCUCCAUAUACGUGUACUUCCAUACAUUUUUCAAUUGGUACCGGGGGACCUUCAGACGAGUCUUGUGAGGCCUGUGGGCGUCCUAGAGCAAAACAACCAACAUGUACAGUACCAGUCAAAAGUUUGGACACACCUACUCAUUGCAGGGUUUUACAUUGUAGAAUAAUAGUGAAGACAUAAAAACUAUGAAAUAACACAUAUUGAAUCAUGUAGUAACCAAAAAAGUGUUAAACAAAUCAAAAUAUAUUUUAUAUUUGAGAUUCUUCAAAUAGCCACGCUUUGCCUUGAUGACAGCUUUGCACACUCUUGGCAUUCUCUCAACCAGCUUCACCUGGAAUGCUUUUCCAACAGUCUUGAAGGAGCUCCCACAUAUGCUGAGCACUUGUUGGCUGCUUUUCCUUCACUCUGCGGUCCGACUCAUCCCAAACCAUCUCAAUUGUGUUGAGGUCGGGGGAUUGUGAAGGCCAGGGUCAUCUGAUGCAGGACUCCAUCACUCUCCUUCUUGAUAAAAUAGCUCUUACACAGCCUGGAGGUGUGUUGGGUCAUUGUCCUGUUGAAAAACAAAUGAUAGUCCCACUAAACCCAAACCAGAUGGGAUGGUGUAUCACUGCAGAAUGCUGUGGUAGCCAUGCUGGUUAAGUGUGCCUUGAAUUCUAAAUAAAUCAUAGACAGUGUCAACAGCAAAGCACCCCCACACCAUAACACCACCUCCUCCAUGCUUUACGGUGGGAAAUGCACAUGCAGAGAUCAUCCAUUCACCCACACCGCGUCUCUCAAAGACACGGCGGUUGGAACCAAAAAAUCUCAAAUUUGGACUCCAGACCAAAGAACAUAUUUCCAUCGGUCUAAUGUCCAUUGCUCAUGUUUUUUGGCCCAAGCAAGGGGUUGUUAAGUGUUCAUUUAACCAUUGUGUGCUCUUCCUGUUUUGGGGAGGGGGGCACUGGCUAUUAUUUAGAUACUAGUUUGUGAUAUCAUAUUUGGUGAUAACAUAUUUGUUUUUACAUGUUCAUCGAAGUUAGCGUGCGCUGCUCUUGUUCAGUUCUGACUCCAGCAGUCCCAGAUGACCGAUAAAGUCACACUGUCAUGAUUUGAUGUCACCGUGAUUCCAUAUGACGGAUAACACCAUUGUCUGACUCCCUUUGGCUUUGUUUUGGUUUUCAUCAGGAACAACUGGAUUAAGGCGGUGCAGAUGUGCAGUAAGGCCAGGGAGUUUGCCCUGGCCAUGGCCAUCUUGGAGUGUGCCAUCAAACCUGUGGCCCUGCUCCCUGUCUGGAAGGACGCGCUGGGACACACCAGGCGAGUAGACUCAGAGCACACACAGUCACGUCUUUCACUUUAAACUGGCAUCAAGUCAUCAAGAGAACCUAUUUUACCGUGUUAUGGCAUCCUUAGAAUGUCAUUACCACUUCAAAUAACGCCUUAAUACCAUUUAAGCAGCCACUUCCAAGUGUGACCUCAGAAUGAGCGCAAACCCUAGACCAGUGGCAGCUGCUGAAUGGCUGAAUACCCGGGGCGCGGGGUGGUUGGAGUUGUCAACAAAGCAGCAUGACAGAAAUAUGAUGCCAACUUUUCGAACUAUCGUUUCUUCUUUGAGAAGAUAUAUAAAGUGAUCUGUGCAUUUGAACUAACAGCAUAAAUACACCUAUUUCACUUUCUGCAUGAAAAAAACUGAAUGACCACUGCUGAACAUGCUGCCACUGUUUUGAACAGAUUAGAUUAUACUAUUGAACGAGUAGCCAGCUCACAAACAAACAGGUGCUCCAGGGCGAACGCAACAAGCAUGCAGAUGCAGUAAGUGAAAACACUAUCUAACUGGGGAUAGCUAGCUAACAUAAUGUCACAAAGCAUGGUUGCUAGGCAGUUAACUUUCAUUCUGAAAUAACUUCAUAUUUCGAGUUAGUCAGAUAUUCGUUUUGAAAGACUUGAAAUUGACCCCCCAAAAUUAAUUUGACCAAUAAAUCGACCAAACUAUUUCUCAAUGUUUCUGUCCAAUACAGUAGAAGCUGAUGAACACCGUGGGGGGAAACAAUAACAUUGGCCAGCCACCGUCGUGCUUUUUUGUCCUACCAGAUCUGCGAUGAGAAGGUUCUAGUUAGUGUAUCCCUCUGGCCUUCGACUCUUGUUGGAUGUAGUUGUCCAGUUUAUCAGGUCCCAGGCUCCCAUGACUGUUAAGAAUAUUUAUUUACAAGUUAAUUACAAUUAGCUUUUUGCUUUAGCGCCUUCUGUACCUGAUAGAGCAGAUCUAAUCUCACGUGUGGAAGUAAGCUGUCUGGCGCGAGACAUUUGAACCGUUUAUCGGUGAAUCGUUACAUCCCUAGUAUGAAGCAAUGCAUUCGGCAUGCAUUCAAAUUGAUAUGCUUGUAUAAACAUUGAAACACACUGCCUUCCAAAUGGAACCCUAUUCCCUAUAUAGUGCACUACUUCUGACCAGGACCUGGUCAAAAGUAGUGCACUACAUAGGGAAUAGUGUGCACUACAUAGGGAAGACCAGCAUACCCAGAGGUGAUCAGCAGCAGAUCAAAUGGCCCGCCCCUGGUGUGUAGCACAAUAUUUAUAUACUGGGGGGAAACGCUGCUACCUGUUCUACUGAUGUGUAAAGACCGCAACUCUCCUCCUCUUAACUGCCUUGAUUGUGUUAUAGUAACGGUGGGUAUGUGGGUGUGCAAAGUCAGUCAAGGGGCUCGCGUCAUUUGUGUGUGUAUGUGUUGCAUGGAGCCUUGCCAAGAGCAACGAGGGUGUUACCCUCCUCUGCCUUUUGAUCCGGGCUAGCCCAGACCUUGCACUCACACCAGAGUGCAUUGAAGGAAUCUGCUUUUGAACUGACUGUGUGUGUUUGACUUUCUCUCUCUUCCCCCCUUUCUGUGCCACCAUGCAGGCUACACCGUAUGACGUCCAUGGAGCGGGAGGAGAAGGAGAAGGUGAAGAAGAGGGAGAAGAAGCUGGAGGACGAGGAGACCAUGCAGCAGGCCACCUGGGUCAAGUACACCUUCCCCAUCAAGCACCAGGUAUUACACACUCACAGACACCCACACACACACUUAAGGGCUGCUACACAUACACACUCACAGACACCCACACACACACUUAAGGGCUGCUACACAUACACACACACAGACACAUACACCCCUUUCAUUUGGCCCUUGUUUACCGACCGAGCCCAGGCCCUUUUAAGUCGAAGCUCUACCACUCUAUUUACGACCGGGCCGUUCACCAUCACCCCUAAUCGCCAGGACGUGUUUAAUUGCCACUUCCUGCCUCCCAGAAUGCAGAGCGGUGUUAAAAGCCCUUUGAUGAGGCGAGUGUCCGAGCUCCGGUGGGAGUGUCAUCUUUCACAUAGUGGCCCUGCUAGAUAGGUUUACUUAAUGGUGGGUGUGAAUACCCUCUGGCCCUCUCAUUUCUCUCUCUCCCCCCUCCCCCCUCUCUCUCCUUUCCACUUCCGUCAUUCCGCUUUCCGUCUCUCUUUCUCUCUCUUCCAUGUGAAGGUGUGGAAGCAGAAGGGAGAGGAGUAUCGCGUGACGGGCUGGGGCGGCUGGAGCUGGAUCAGCAAGACACAUGUGCACCGCUUCCUGACCAAACUGCCCGGCAACACCAACGCCAACUACCGCGCUGAGCUGGAAGGUCAGCAGGAGCGUUCUAGUUUGUCUCCUCUUCAUAGAGAUAGAUAGAGCUCUCAUCUUUGUAUCUGUGCCUUUAUGGCAUCUGUGACAGCACUGGCAAUGGCAAUGUCCAUGCAAAAACAAAUUAUAUCCAACUAGAGAUCGUCAUCCAUCUCUAUGGUUUGGUUUGAAAGAAGUCAAGGAAUUCAGUGGACAAAUGUACACAUAGCUGUCAAACUCCUCCUCUUCCUUCUUAAUUGCCAAAAGUUGUGAGAAAUGUACGAUUACAUUUCACAUGGGAUAACACUCCCCUGUAAAAUUGACUCUACUAAUAUAAAUGUGGCUAUGAUAACUCAAACAAGUAUUUUUUCUUCCUUCGCAGCUGCCAGACGUGGCGAGAAAUGCAACUUGCUGGACUUGGGUCCAAGGCCAAGGUUGUUCAAAACAACUGUAGCUUCAGAACCCCAGGGAAGCAGAAGACCCGUGGAGAAAGAUGGGGGUACUACGCCCACCACCACUACCACCCCAGAGCCCUCAGCAGACCGCCUGUUGGGAGAGAAGACGAAGGAAAUGCCAGAGGAGGGAAAGAAAGAAGAGAGUGACGAGCCAGCGAAAGUGAAGAUGCAAGACUCCGCUGCAGACAAGAUGGAGGUGGACCCUAGCCUCUCAGACUCAGGACAAGAUGAUGAAAAAGGUUAGCGCUUUUAUAGACUGUCAUUGACUUAGCUAACUAACACAUGCAAUAUCAGUCACACAUAUUAUUGAAUCCACCAGAUCUUCACCAUUGUUCAGACGAGAGGAUAAGAAGAAUGAUCCAGUAACUUACGUGUCCAUUUUGUUUUUCUGUCAGAGACCAGCAGCAGCCCAGGGACCGAGACGGAGACGACGUCCGUGAAGCAGGAGCCUGGCGAGGGGAAAGCAAGGCCCUUUAACUACGACGUGGUGGACGUGGCCCAGGGCUUCCUGACACGCGUGGCCUACAAAAAGAAGGUCAAGGCCUCCAAGCUGGACGGUCUGCUGGAGCGCCGCGUCAAGCAGCACGCCCUGGAGGAGAAGCAGAGGGUUCAGGUCGCCCUGGCCAAGCCUACCCCAGCGAAGACCCCCGCCCUGCCGCAGACCCCACUCCAGCCCCAAACUCCGACCCAGGCCCAGAGUCCCACAGUGAAAUUGGAGUUCAGCACCCCUUCGGUGCCACCUGCGCUUGCUCCAUUGUCAGUCAAAGGGGAGGUGCAGGCGGACCCUUCAAAGACCGCUGAGGGGGUCCCUCACCUAGCCACAGCGACCCCACCCAAAGAGCCUGCAGCUGAAGCAUCCCCACCAACACAAAACCAAAUGACCCCCCAUAAACAGGAGGGAGACCUCCCUGAGAGGACUAUAGGGCCCACAGGGGCCGGUUCAGGGCAGGAGGGCCUUAAAACGCCCAGCAGCACAGCGGAACCGAUGGAAACUCAGAGUUCAGGUGGGAUCCACUACACUGGUGGACCAUCAGAGUCUACCAGCUCCAAGCCCGUUUUCACCGAGGGUGCAGGACCUGAAGUGGCCAUUUUGAAACCCCACUCCACAACGAUACCCCCAAGCACUAUAACCCAGCAGGGCAGCCAGAUUGCAGCUACCGUUCCUAAACCCCCCCAGCAGAGCACAGAGGAGAAUGGGAAGGGGCCCGAGGAGCGGCAGGGCAAUGGACAGAGCAGCACCGAGGCCAUCGCCACUGGGUCCCAGCCCUCCUCUCUACCUCAGAUCAAUGGAAAUGACAGCGUGGAGGCUAAAGCCUUGACCAACUCUUUACCAACUCUAAACGAGCCCUCCAACGCUCUCACUAACAGCUCAGAGGUGAACAGCCUAGGCAAGGUGGAGGGAGAGGGUCAAGUGGUCUCGCCCCUAAAGCCCCUGCUCAACGGCAAUUGUGGCCCCUGUAGCCGAGAGGACCGGGCCGGACAGCACGGAACCAAGGCCGGCUCCAAGGUUAGAGGUGGAGAGGAAGGUCACGGUGUCGGAGCAGGACUUCCAGCCCCCGGUGAAGGUGGCCAGGCUGGAAAACAACGUGGAGGCGCUGGGGUCUACGACCACCCAGAGCACCCAGCAGCUCAACAACACCCAGCCCAUGGAGGUUAAGCGCGAUGCUACUACGCCCAACAAAAUGGCCCCCUCGUCGGUGCGCUCUGCAGAGGACUCCAGCCUCAGCAAUGACUUUGCGGAGGAGAGCAGCAACAGUGGGGUGGGAUCCUUCGGUAAGACCAUCCUCACCCAGGUAACCACCACAACAACCACCACCACCACGGUAUCCACGGAGUCUCGGCUAACGGCGGGGGUCUCAAGCUCUUCGGGGACGACAGCCGCGCCUGUAGUCUCAACCACCGAGAGCAGCGCGGUGUCCACGCUCACCACCAUGACCAAAACCACUGUGACCAAAAUGCUGUCACCCACGCCCGACAGCCAAUCAAACGAGAGCCAGAGCGAAACGGUGACCGAGUACAAGACAACGCUCCUCGCCGCCCACAACGAGUCCUCUCGUUCAACCUCCUCCGUUUCGGGGUUCGUGACCUCGUCGACCUCCACCAAGGGCCGCGUUCGCCUCCUCAAGUUCUCGCGCACCAAGAAGACGCGCUCAGGCACCGCCUUGCCAUCCUACCGCAAGUUUGUUACCAAGAGCCAACGUAAGAGCAUCUUUGUCCUGCCCAACGACGACCUGAAGAAGCUGGCAAGGCGGGGGGGCAUCCGUGAGGUGUCCAUCUUCAGCUACAACGCCAAGCCGGCCCAGGACAUCUGGCCCUACCCCUCGCCCAGGCCCACCUAUGGCAUCACAUGGAGGUGAGAACACAGCUUUCAACGGGCUAGCGCCUUAGCUAACUGCAUUAUUUGAAAUGAUUAGGGCCCUGAGUUUUGCCAGACUACCUAGCUAGAGAAAACUCAGGGCUUUAAAUAUAUGGGUUUUCUAAUGCUCCAUGUGAUUUAUGAUUAGCGUUAGUUUCAGCCUUGCGCUCCAUCAACUCUUAGCUGUGAUACAGUCAUACCACAAUAACUAGAACCUCUUGAGCAUUAAUGCUCCGGCGAACGAUAUUCACGUCUUGUCCUGUUGAUUUGUUGGUAAUGUCUUCUCGUCCUUCUGUUUGCUGUUAGUGGGUUUGGCCCCUAUGACUCUGUUGUGGCUCUCACAGAGAGACCUCAGGUUAUUUUGACCACCGCUUUUUACUGCUAGACGUGAAUCAUACUGGCGGUCUGCAAGUGUCAGGAUGUUCGCGCUGCGUGUUAACCGCUCCGAGGAUGUUUUCCCUGCCUGUGGUCAGUCAGUCACACUGGAAAAGGAGGAAUGUCUUUCCCUGGCUGUGUCCCAAAUGGCACCCUAUUCCCUAUAUAGUGCACUGCUUUUGACCAGGGCCCUAUAGUAUACUAUGGUAUAGUAGUGCACUCUAUAGGGAUUAGAGUGCCAUUUGGGACGCACACCUUGACUGUCCCAAUAUGUUUUUUUUUUUAGAAACAUUUGUUCAACCUUUUUUAAAUAGCCAACAGAGGAAGCAUACCAAAGAGUCAGGUUCAUAGCCAACCUCGGAAACAAGGAAGUAACACGGUCAUUUUACCUGGCUGCCAGGGUUGACUUAUGAACUUUAUGAACUCUGUGUGCAUGUGAGUGUGUGUGUGCACGUGCUGUCUCUUUUUUAUGUACCUGUAUGGUAGCAGACAAAGGCUGUGUGUGUUGGUGACCCCAGACAGUUGUGUGUUUACGUGUGCGUAUGUGCCUGUGUGUUUGUGUAUGUGUGGUAACCUAUUAGUCUGUCUCUGCAGGUACCGUCUCCAGACAGUGAAGUCCCUGGCAGGGGUCAGUCUGAUGCUGAGGCUGCUGUGGGCCUGUCUGAGGUGGGACGACAUGGCCGUCAAGCCCUCCGCCGCUGUAGGCACCACGCGCACAGGUAGACCAUCCUUUCUCUGCAUGUAUCUCAACACCCACCCACCCAUAUACAGUUGAAGUCGGAAGUUUACAUACACUUAGGUUGGAGUCAUUAAAUCUCGUUUUUUCAACAACUCCACAAAUGUCUUGUUAACAAACUAUAGCUUUGGCAAGUCGGUUAGGACAUCUACUUUGUGCAUGACACAAGUAAUUUUUCCAACAAUUGUUUACAGACAGAUUAUUUCACUUAUAAUUCACUGAAUCACAAUUCCAGUGGGUCAUAAGUUUACAUACACUAAGUUGACUGUGCCUUUAAACAGCUUGGAUUCCAGAAAAUGAUGUCAUGGCUUUAGAAGCUUCUGAUAGGCUAAUUGACAUCAUUUGAGUCAAUUGGAGGUGUACCUGUGGAUGCAUUUCAAAGCCUACCUUCAAACUCAGUGCCUCUUUGCUUGACAUCAUGGGAAAAUCAAAAGAAAUCAGCCAAGACCUCAGAAAAAUAAUUGUAGACCUCCACAAGUCUGGUUCAUCCUUGGGAGCAAUUUCCAAACACCUGAAGGUACCACGUUCAUCUGUACAAACAAUAGUAUGCAAACAAUAGUCUGCAAGUAUAAACACCAUGGGACCACGCAGCCGUCAUACCGCUCAGGAAGGAGACGCAUUCUGUCUCCUAGAGAUGAACGUACUUUGGUGCGAAAAGUGCAAAUCAAUCCCAGAACAACAGCAAAGGACCCUGUGAAGAUGCUGGAGGAAACGGGUACAAAAGUAUCUAUAUCCACAGUAAAACGAGUCCUAUAUCGACAUAACCUGAAAGGCCGCUCAGCAAGGAAGAAGCCACUGCUCCAAAACCGCCAUAAUAAAGCCAAACUACGGUUUGCAACUGCACAUGGGGACAAAGAUCUUACUUUUUGGAGAAAUGUCCUCUGGUCUGAUGAAACAAAAAUAGAACUGUUUGGCCAUAAUGACCAUCGUAAUGUUUGGAGGAAAAAGGGGGGGACUUGCAAGCAGAGGAACAUCCCAACCGUGAAGCACAGGGGGGGGGGGCAGCAUCAUGCUUUGGGGGUGCUUUGCUGCAGGAGGGACUGGUGCACUUCAAAAUAAAUGGCAUCAUGAGGAAGGAAAAUUAUGUGGAUAUAUUGAAGCAACAUCUCAAGACAUUAGUCAGGAAGUUAAAGCUUGGUCGCAAAUGGGUCUUCCAAAUGGACAAUGACCCCAAGCAUACUUUCAAAGUUGUGGCAAAAUGGCUUAAGGACAAUAAAGUCAAGGUAUUGGAGUGGCCAUCACAAAGCCCUGACCUCAAUCCUAUAGAAAAUGUGUGGGCAGAACUGAAAAGGCGUGUGCGAGCAAGGAGGCCUACAAACCUGACUCAGUUACACCAGCUCUGUCAGGGAAGCUUGUGGAAGGCUACCCGACAAGUUUGACCCAAGUUAAACAAUUUAAAGGCAAUCUAACAAAUACUAAUUGAGUGUAUGUAAACUUCUGACCCACUGGGAAUGUGAUGAAAUAAAUAAAAGCUGAAAUAAAUCAUUCUCUCUACUAUUAUUCUGACAUUUCACAUUCUUAAAAUAAAGUGGUGAUCCUAACUGACCUAAGACAGGGAAUUCUUACUAGGAUUAAAUGUCAGGAAUUGUGAAGAACUGAGUUUAAAUGUAUUUGGCUGAGGUGUAUGUAAACUUCCGACUUCAACUGUACAUUGUAGGGGAGGUGUACCAGUUUGAUGUAGUCAUUGCGUGCUAAGAAUAUGGGAGCAAAUACUUAACUUUUUAUAACUUGAAUACACCUAUGAGUGCAUUUGUCCAACUACUUAUGAGACCUUCAAAUGGGGGGACUAUAUACAUAAAGUGCUUUAAUUUCUAAACUGUAAAACAGAUACAGUGCCUUCAGAAAGUAUUCACACCCCUUGACUUUUUCCACAUUUUGUUGUGUUACAGCCUGAAUUUAAAAUGGGUUAAAUUGAGAUUUUGGUUGUCACUGGCCUACACACAAUACUCCAUAAUAUCAAAGUGAAAUUAUGUCUUUCAACAUUUUUACAAAUAAAAUAUAAAAAUAGCUGAAAUGAAUGUUUUGAGUCAAUAAGGAUUCACCCCCUUUGUUAUGGCAAGUCUAAAUAAGUUCAGGAGUGAAAAUGUGCUGCCCAUUCAUUUGUAGCUCAAACGGCACAUCUACGGUACCGAUUUCAUUCGAGUCUCCUAACACUUGUGGGGGUCGUAGAGCAAAACGGAUGGUGUUCGUGGGAGUCUCCCCUUUCCACUGAGUGAUAAUAGAGUAGGCCACACCGUUCGGACACUACAGACGUUUACGUGAGAAGACAGAUUUUCUGGAUGUCUCAUGGUCUAACAAACACAGCUCUAGCUCUGUCACCUUUCACCGCAGAUGCGGAAGUGCGACACUGGCGGAUGCGGUGGAUUUGAGACACAUCCAAUGCAACAAAACAGAUAUCUCUAGCUUAAACUGACAGAUUUUGUUAUGUAACUUGAUUUUUUUGUUGUAUAACUUAAAUUAACGCACUGGUGUGUCAAUCGACUCUAGGGGGUUAAAAAGUCACAUAAUAAGUUUAAUGGACUCAAUUUGUGUGCAAUAAUAAUGUUUAACAUGAUUUUUGAAAGACUACCUCAUCUCUGUGCCCGAUACAUACAAUUAUCUGUAAGGUCCCUCAGUCAAGCAGUGAAUUUCAAACACAGAUUCAACCACAAAGACCAGGGAGGUUUUCCAAUGCUUUGCAAAGAAGGGCACCUAUUGGUAGAGGGGUACAAAUAAAAAAAACAGACAUUGAAUAUCCGUUGGAGCAUGGUGGAGUUAUUAAUUACACUUUGGAUGGUGUAUCAAUACACCCAGUCACUACAAAGAUACAGGUGUACUUCCUAACUCAGUUGCCGGAGAGGAAGGAAACUGCUCAGGGAUUUCACUAUGAGGCCAAUGGUGACUUUAAAACAGUUACAGAAUGUAAUGGCUGUGAUAGGAGAACUGAGGAUAGAUCAACAACAUUAUAGUUACUCCACAAAACGAAUCUAAUUGACAGAGUGAAAAGAAGGAAGCCUGUACAGAAUAAAAAUAUUCCAAAACAUGCAUCCUGUUUGCAACUAGGCACUAAAGAAAAAAUGUGGCAAAGCAAUUCACUUUUUGUCCUGAAUACAAAGUGUUAUGUUUGGGGCCAAUACAAUACAUUACCGAGAACCACUCUCCAUAUUUUCAAGCAUAGUGGUGGCUGCAUCAUGUUAUGGGUAUGCUUGUAAUCAUUAAGGACUGAGGAGUUUUUCUGGAUAAAAAAAUAAACGGAAUGGAGCUAAGCACAGAAAAUAUCCUAGAGGAAAACCUGGUUGAGUCUGCUUUCUACCAGACACUGGGAGAUGAAUUCACCUUUCAGCAGGACAAUAACCUAAAACACAAGCCAAAUCUACACUGGAGUUGCUUACCAAGAAGACCGUGAAUGUUCCUGAGUGGCUGAGUUACAGUUUUGUCUUAAAUCUACUUGAGAAUAUAUAGCAAGACUUGAAACUUGUUGUCUAGCAAGGAUGAACAACCAAUUUGACAGAGCUUGAAGAAUUUUGAAGAGAAUAAUGGGCAAAUGUUGUACAGUUCAGGUGUGGAAAGCUCUUCGAGACUUACCCAGAAGCACUCAUAGCUGUAAUCGCUGCCAAAGGUGCUUCUACAAGGUAUUGACUCAAGGGUGUGAAUACUUAUGUAAAUGAGAUAUUUCUGUAUUUAAUUUCCAAUACAUUUCAAUAAAAUCAAAAAACAUGUUUUCACUUUGUCGUUAUGGGGUAUUGUGUGUAGAUGGGUGAGGAAAAAAUAUAUAUUUAAUCAAUUUUGAAUUCAGGCUGUAACACAACAAAAUGUGGAAUAAGUCAAGAGGCAUGAAUACUUUUGAAGUAUUUCGGAAGGCACUGUAUUUAUGAAAAUACCCUCAAAUAAAAGGUGACAUUCUGUGCUGUCGCCUCAUAUGAAACAUUUUACCUCAAAUCCAGCUUCGCUGGACAAAUAAAUACGUAGGGGAGUGUAUAUCCUAAUAUAUCCACCAUGAAGCCUAUUUCCUCUGCUACUCCUAUUUACUUUUUACUUAAAUAUCAGAGGCUCUUCCCAUGGAAUGUCAUUCCUGUGUAUUGUAUUGAAUGGCAGCGUAUUAUGUUGUUACUGUGUGAUGUCUUGGGAGUUGUUCUCUGCAUCUUCCUCCUCCUUCAUCCUACACCAACCCAGCCCUAUCCCCACUCAUUGCCACAGAGACCUCCGAGACGGAGAUCACCACCACAGAGAUUAUCAAGCGCCGCGACGUGGGGCCCUAUGGCAUCCGCUCUGAAUACUGCAUCCGCAAGAUCAUCUGCCCCCUCGGCGCUCCCGAGACCCCAAAAGGUGAGGGAGAAGCAGCCGGCUAGAAUAAAACUCUACAUAGAAUGUAAAAUGUCGUUGUUGACACGAUCUCUCUUACUCUCUUAUUCUUCUCUCACUGCUUCCCCCUCUACUUUUGUUUUUCUUGCUCCACCCUUACCAUCUCUCUCUCUCUCUCUCUCUCUCUCUCUCUCUCUCUCUCUCUCUCUCUCUCUCUCUCUCUCUCUCUCUCACGUCCAUUCGCAUCCAUACAGAGACCCACACGCCACAGAGGAAAGGCCUGCGCUCCAGCAACCUGCGGCCCAAGAAGCCGGAGCCCAAAAAGGAAACUGGGCCGAUGGUGAUUGAGUCCUGGGUGGCCGAGGAGGAGCUGGACCUCUGGGAGAUCAGGGCCUUCUCUGAGAGGUCAGAGGGCAAAGGGCACGGGGGGCACGAGAUCUAGGGGUCAUAGUAACUGCAUACUCCAUGCUAUUCUCUUCAGUGAACUGUAAAUUGAACUGUCAUUAUCUUCUGUUAUCAACGCACUUCAACUCUCUUAGACUAAUUAAAAAAAACAUGUUGCUUAAUUUCCCUAAAUUUGAUUAACUAUAGUUUUUGUAUAGCUAAUUGCAUUCAUUUGGGGAAAAAAUAGUUAUGUUCCAACUCUUUCAGUGGUUUGUGUAUGAUACAUCUCUUUCUGUCUUCACAGGGUUGAGAAGGAGAAAGCCCAGGCGGCGGAACAGGCCAAGGUGAGUAGGACCACUAGCUGUGUGAAAAAUAAGCAUGUUUUGUUGUGUUUUCCGGAUUAUUUCACGGUUUCUCUUGUUCUAGAAGCGCCUGGACCAGAAAACGGGCGCUGGCUCUACCACAGUCACCACCACGGGGAGCCCAGCCACCCCCGCCUCCACCCCCAAGGUAGUGACCCUGUCGGGCCAGUCCACCCCCGGAACCAAAGUGGUACUGGCCACCAAGAUGGGCACCCCCGUGACCUUCCAGCAGAACAAGAACUUCCAGCAGUCGUUUGCUUCCUGGGUCAAGCAGGGGCAGCCCAGUGGAGGUAUGUCAUAGGUCAUUUUCUUUGUUCACAAGCCAGUAGAUUGGUAAAGAGAAUAACUUCAUUGAAUCUCUUUCAGAUGUGUUCUGAUUUUAUUUGUGCUCAAGUGAUGUUAUUUUUUGACUUAGUAGGGAAUCCUUGCAAAUAGAAAGUAAUAGUGUUUGUGUAUGAAUCAACCCCUAACAGACUAAAUCUGUUUGAGUCACUGUUAGCAGCUGUGCUUGUUUAGCAGCGGUUGAUCUUUGACUCUCGGGUGGAGCCUCAUUUGCAUAUUUCCCUGUAGCCUCGCCGGGUACAGUGGCCACGUCGGCCGGACAGACUUUCCAGAUCACGGGCACGUCCAUGGGGGGCAAGGUGCUCACCGCCAAGCUGCCGCUGCCUGCCAACAGCAAGAUUGUCACUGUCAACGUGCCAACCACUCAAGGAGGUACAGUAACUCCCCUGUGCCCACACCUGAGGCACAGUGAGAGACCGGUUUCGCUUGAAAAAUAGAUAUUUUGACUUCAAUGGGACAACCUGGUAAAAUAAGGUUAAAUUAAACAAGAAAGAGAGAGGUCCUGUUUUAAAUGCUGUACAAAUGCAUCCUUCAUUCCUCCCUUUUUUCCAUGAUGACAAGGAUGGAUGACUGAAAGGAAAUGUUUCUCUACCAACUGCCAUCUUCUCCAACCACUAACCUAACUUACCACUAUUGACAGAAGCACUGUCUCACACACCUGUUGUGGCACAACACUGUGGUAAGGUCUGUCCUCUUGACCAGGCUAGUGGUGCGGUGCCCACUCAAUGCCAACCCCAUUGCGGUGCCCCGCCACGCGCCAACUCGUGAUUCAGUGGCUCAGUCUGGAGUGGCACAUGCACAUCAUGUCUAGUUGUGCCCUGUCGGCAUGGUAGUCUAAUAGAACGUUGUUAUUUUAGGUGGGACAGAACGGUAGACUGUGUAGUCUAAGAACUUAGCCAGACCGUCUUUUGAAGUAGCUAAUUUAGAUGUCAAUAUUGACCCAUCCGAUGAGGUGAUGGUUCAUAUUUUUAGCACCGCUGUCCCGUUUGAGUUCACCUUUAACAGUGGGUUGAUGACGAGUGUACAACACUGUUAAAGGCACAAUCCUUCAUUUGUUUAUUCAGCCAAACGGCAAUUUAUUGAAAUUCCAAUUGAUGCUUCACGAUGACUGACUUGGACUAAUACUUGGUUGUUAGUGUGUGAGUGAUUGUAGGUGAGGUAGUUUUCUAGUGUCUAAAAAGGUCAGAUAUCGAAGAUAUGCUUGUAGACGUAUUUGUGCCGAAACCUUGUCUUACUACAAUAAGGCUUAGCUUUUUCAUCAUUAUUACUGACCAAUACUAAAACUCAAACAAUGCAAAAACAUGACCUUAUCCUGAACCCGUUUUUGCCUCCCAUAUUUCACAAUAUCUUUCCUGUUUCUAAUUAUCCAUAUAAAAGGAUGGUCAUGCCCUUGGCUACACUCUUUGAAUAUAUAUAUAUAUACACACACACACCAACACACACGCUCUCUCACUCACACACACACACACAGAAGACAUAUCCACGGAUAGGCUAAAUUACUCCACAAACAAACAGCGCUCCUGUCUAGUGACACCCAUGACCAGGGAGGGAGAGAGAGACAGCUGGUAUUAAGGAACAGUAGUGUAUUUUUCCAGCGUGACUGUUUCAGUGCCUGUUUGUUUUGGAGCAUGCUAAGGAAGCGGAGCAGGAUAACAAGUUUAUGUUGAGGUCUGGUUCAUCAGACAGGUAACCCGCUAUAGAGAGGUGGAGGAUGGAGGGAUUUCUACCCCCCUCCUUCUUUCUGUGUCGCUUACUCGCUAGCUCACCAACUCUCCAAACAGCUACUCUUAUGAAGUGGCCGUUUGAUGUCGGUGCCAGAACUGAAACUCCCCAGUCUUCUACUGUAGCUGGUUUAACCUCCACUAUUUGAAGAGGGAAACCAUUGAUUUAUAGCUUUACCUGAUCGGUUUUGUGGUCAGAAAAAAGGCACCCAAAAAAACACAGAGUGAGGAGAGGGUGAUGUAAAAGAGGGCAACAAUUUCAGAUCUUUUGAGGAAACGAGUUUUCAGUUUGGUUGCCGUCCUGUGUCCACGUGAGCUCAAAAGUAUUGGCACCACAGCCAAAGUAACAAAUAUGAAACACUCGCUUUGUCGGAGGUAAAUAAAAACGUAUGAAUUCAAGGAAAAGUCAUACAUAAUUUAUGAGCAGGUCAUACGUGAUGGAUUCAAACCAACAUACCCCGUUUGAAGAUUGUUUUGAUGUUGUUUACUUGCUGGGUUAAUAUUUACUGUGGUCAAGAUCAGAGAGGGUUGCAACUUGAAAGGAACAAAAUCCACAAGUAAUUUAUUGAGUGACGUAUUGAUACAUCAUGAACUGUGCACAAUGAAUAGUUUGUUUCUAUACCUGAUAAAGUGAAACUGGUAGCCUUGAGGGGACAUUUCAGCUUUCUUCAUUUCCAAAAGAUAAAAGUGAAUAACUAGAGUAGCAUUAUCGUUUUUAACAGAUGUUGGUGGAUUCAUUUCUGUCUUUAAAUGUGAAGCAUUUGAUCAUCAAAAGUCAGAAUAACACACAGGUAUUCUGAAUAUUGAAUAUUCAGAAUAUUGAUCAUCUCCAUAAUGCUAAUGUUAUGGUGAUAUAAAUCAAAUCAAAAAUGGAAUAAAAAUGGUAUUUGUCACAUGCUUUGUAAACAACAGGUGUAGACUAACAGUGAAAUGCUUACUUACAGGUCCUUUUUUAACAAUGCAGAGUAUUCGAUAAAUAUCAAUCCUGUAUGUGUGGUUCACAGCAAUAGGUCCUCUCCUCUCCCCAGGUAUGAUUCAGAAGCAGGUGCUGGGCAUCAUUCCCUCAAGCCAAGCUGGCGGCGCCCAGACCUUCGCCUCGUUCCAGCCUCGCACCACAACCAUCAACAUCAGGCCGGGCAUGCCUGGCUCACCACAGCAGGUAACCCCACCAUCUUUCCCUAUCUAUCAGUCAAUCAAUCACAUCUAUUUAUAAAGCCCUAUUUACGUCAUCUGUUGUCACAAAUUGCUUUACAUGAACCCGCCUAGAUCUUCAAAUUCCCCCUAUCUCACCCUAAUCCUUCCCUUCCUUACCAACAUCCACCCUGCCCCCCUGUCACGUCUUCUCCCCACAGCCCUCUAAAACAGGUCAUAAGCAGUAACACGUGAUCGACACGUUAUUGAAAAAAUGCCCCAUGAACUGUUAACAGCAACCCUUCACUGGAGUCACUGUAGUCCCUAUGGUAUAAGGGAAAGUCCCUGUGUUGCUGAUCUUGGCUGUGUUUCUAGGUGCUCACCGCUGGAGGCCAGAUCCGUCCGGGGAUGACCGUGAUCCGCACCCCCAUCCAUCAGACAGGCGCCAUGGGUAAGACCAUCCUCCGAACCCCCCUCAUGGUGCAGCAAGGUAGGCUAUUUGUAUUUGCCUACUUCAUUUUAGCUUGAUAGGCCAGUUACAAUCAUCUCUUUCACUAACUUCUGUGUUCAUGCAAGUUCUGACUCUGUCUGUCUGCCUGUCUGUCUGUCCUGCCUGUGUGUGUCUGUACUUGUGUGUGCGUCCACUUACGUGUGUGUGUUCUCCUCCAGGUCAGGCGGGCCAGCAGGUGGUGACCCAGAUCAUCCGCGGGCAGGCAGUGUCCACGGCCAUCUCGGGUGCCAGCCCCGUCACCACUGUAGCCGGGCAGAGGGUGGGCAGUGCCCCCAACACCCCGGGCCAGCCCAACACGUCCCAGACGCCCCAGCAGAGGGCACAGCAGGGCCAGGGCCAGGUCAAACUCACCCUGGCACAACUCACCCAGCUCACCCAGGUAACAUCAGUUACCCCAUAAUAACCCUUCUACUGAUGUCAGGCAACAGUGGGACAAUAGGCUUCUGCUCUGUCCACCUAGUGCACCGUAAUUCUGCACCUUUUAAAACAAUUAUGUUUUGAUUUUAGUCCUACUCAACUGGAAAUAUCGGAAUAACUCAGUUUCAUGUCCCUGUUAGUAUAUCUAUAUGUGCUAGUUUCGACAUGGUCUGUUUGUUUUUUUAAAGAGUAGUGUACUCUUGCCUGGUCGCAGAUCAGUUUAUCUAGCCAACUCCUAAGUUGUUGCUAUAUGGCAUGACAAACAUAUCAGGGACCAGGCUACAGUUGUACUUCUAAACUACCUCCAAAAGCAUCAUCCCUCCUCUCUCUCUCCCCCAAUCAGAAGCAGCAGAGCCAGGCAGUAGAGCGGCCGGGCGGCGGGGCCCAGGGCCUGACGGUGAUGAUCCAGGGCCAGGGCAAGGCCACAGGCCAGCUGCAGGUCAUCCCCCAGGGGGUCACGGUCAUCCCCGGGCCCGGUCAGCAGCUCAUGCAGGCGGCCAUGCCCAACGGCCAGGUCCAACGCUUCCUCUUCACCCCCGUGGCCCCCGCCGCUACCCCCACCACCACAGGUAGUCAAAAGAGCUAAUAAUAGUGUGUAUUAUUGACACAGCUACUUACACACACAGUCGCCAUCAUCCACUUCAGGGCUGUGUUCAGUAGACACAAAAGGGGGAAAUGUUUUGUAACAGACAGUGAGAGGUUACGGUAGUAUGUCAAAAGUGUUUGGUCCGGUUUUGUGCCCACUGAACAGGACCCAGUACCCAAAGGUUAUGUAGCCUACCAGCAGUCACACACACACUCGCAGAUCAUUGUUUUGCUAUUACAAUACGACACUGGAUUGUCACAAACACUCAUUACAUUAUCCGUAGCCUGUGUGUCUUCUAAAGGUCUGCCCAUCCUCUUUCUCUCCUCUCCUCCCUUCAGCCCCCACCAUCCAGGGCCAGACCACCAAGACCCCUGCCCAGCCCGCACAGCAGGCGGUAGCGCCCAUCCAGGCCGGCGCCGCCCUGGCCACCAGCAUCCCCCCAUCCGCCACCCCCCAGGGCCAACUCCCCUCCCAGACUCAGGCCCACAUGCCCAUCCAAUCCCCCACCCCUCUCCAGGUCAAGUCCAUCAAACACCCCCCCGGCACCCCCACGGGCCGGCCCCAGCAGACCCUCCAGCUCCAGGGCUCUCCCCACCAGCUCAUCACCGUCCCGGGCCUCCAGCAACAGGUCCAGGUCCUGGCUCAGCUCCAGGCCCAACAGGGGACCUCCGGAGGCUCUCUCCCCCAGCAGAUCAAGCUCCAGCUGCCUAUCCAGAUCCAGCAACCCGGGGUCGGUGGAGCCCAGCCUGGAGGUCCGAUCCAGAACGUGGUGACCAUCCAGACGGCCAGCGUGCAGGAGCAGCUCCAGAGGAUCCAGCAGCUGAGGGAGCAGCAGCAGCAGAAGAAGAGGCUGGUGGCCGAGGCCAAGCGGGAGCAGGCACUGACGGCGGCCAGCCAGAGCGACAUCAUCCAGAAACAGGUGCGGGUGGUGGUCAAUAUCAGAAACGUGGACUUACAUGUAUGUGUUCGCCUGUCUGUAAGUUUGGAUGAUGGGGAGGUGUGGGUUGUGUGUUCAGGCAGCCAGCCAGACACAGUUAGUGAAACAGUAUAGUAGGUCCCGUCUCUCUCUGACAUCAGUACAUAAACAGCCUGCUCCCACGACUGUGGUUUAUUUUCCAAGCUGUCCCACUGUCUUUGUCUAUUUUAGAUGCUACCUCUGUGUGUAUGGUAUAUGUAUGAUGUGCAUGUGUGCGAGCACGUUUGUGGAUUGCGUGCGCCCCUACUGUAGUGCAUGCACACACUUCUGAAAUGGCACCCUAUUCCCUAUAUAGUGCACUACUUUUGACCAGAGCCCUAUGGGCCCGGGUCAAAAGUAGUGCACUAUAUAGGGGAUAGGGUGCCAUUUGGAACGUAACCGGUGUGAGGCCUGAGUUGACCUCUGACCCCUCUGUCUCCUCUAUGACAGGUGGUGAUGAAGCAGAACGCGGUGAUCGAGCACCUCAAGCAGAAGAAGCCCAUCUCCCCCGCCGAGAGAGAGGAGAACCAGAGGUGAGGGACUAGGACCUAGCUAACGCUGUUGCCAUGACGAUCAGACCUUGUGUUGACCCGCCGUGUGUGUGUGGAGGUGUCAUCCUUUCCCUCCCUGUGGAGAAAGCCAGGGGUUAUAUUUAACGUGUCUGGGUCAUGGGAAAGGUUACCACAGACAGACCAUGUGUUGUGUCCUCCUCACUGGGUUUAAACCAGACCUACAGUACUGGAGCAGGGCAAGCCAGGGCACUGUGGUUGUAUCCCAAAUGGCACCCUAUUCCCUAAGUAGUGCACCACUUUUGACCAGGGCCCAUAGGGCUCAGGUCAAAAGUAGUGCACUACAUAGGGAAUACGGUGCCAUUUGGGACACAACCGUGAGUCUCGUUCUCUUUUUUUUGGGGGGGGGGGGGGUCUUGUCUCCCUCCAUCUCUCUCUUUUGUAGUCAGUCACGUCAGUGUACACAGUCUGGGAACCAUGGUUGACCUUGAUCUCCCCAGCUUGUGUGUGUGUGAGAGAGCAGUGGCUUCCUAUUGCUAGUCUAUCUUUCCAUCUUUCUCCGGCCCCACCUCUAAAUAAACACGGGGAACAAAAACACUCUUGACAGCUGUCACACGUGACCUUCUGACAUGGCUACCGAUUGGCUUACAGUGUUUUGUCUCGUAGUUUGAGGUAACGAACGGGUGAUGGAAAGGUUAAUGAUGUUAUGAUGUAUGGAAACAUUAUUCAUUCAAUUUCCUUCAAGUCAAUUCAUAUUUGAUUAUUAGAAUUACUCCCAUAAAUCUAUUCACUUUAAAAUUCCUUCACUGUACUAUGGAUGAAAAUGAGCUUCAUAGCUAACUCUCCUGUUACGUUGAUGGGAAAACUGAAAUGAAGACUGAACAUUGUCACCUAAAUACAAAAUGUUUUAAAAUCCCAUCCACCCCUCCCCUCAGGAUGAUUGUGUUCCUGGUGGUAUUCAUCUUUAUAAAUGGCUAUAAGCAUGUAUGAGCCUUUAUAUAAUAUGUUACAUCUCUCCCCCUCCCAUCAGGAUGUUGUGUGGCUGGCAGUAUAAAUGCUAAACUUGUUAUAAGCAUAUAUAAACCUUUCUAAUGUUCUAUAAGGCCUAUAACAUGUUGUCUCUAUCCCCUCCACCCAGGAUGAUUGUGUGCAACCAGGUGAUGAAGUUCAUCCUGGACAAGAUGGACAAGGACGAGAAGCAGGCGGUCAAGAAGAGGAAGAAGGAGGAAGCGGGCGAGCAGAAGAGGACCAAGGCCAACGCCACCAAGCUGUCGUCGCUGCUCUGCCGGCACAAGGAGACGCUCAAGGCCGAGAUCCUCAAGAAGAGAGCCCUGCUGGACAAGGAGCUGCAGCUGGAGACGCAGGUCAGACACACACGCGACAUUCUCCCAUGAACAUACUGUACUCACCAUGGACACAUGGUAGCAGAGCUGCACACAGAUGUCCAACAAACACACACUUUCUAUCUCACUCUCUACCCUUAUCUCCUUCCACAGGACGAGCUGAGGAGGGACCUCGCCAAGCUGCGACGGGACAAGGAAAGGGCCCAGGCCGCCUCCCACCAGGCGGCCGCCGCCGCACACACGCAUCACGCCCAGCACGCCCUCACACACACCUCCCAACUCACCUCGGCGGCCUCCGCCCACAAGCGGAAGCGGGAGGAGGAGAGGGACGCAGCGUCGACAGCUAAUGCCAAGAAAGAAGAUGAUCUCCACCACUACCUCAAGAGACAGCAAGAAGGAAAUCAGGCUCUACUGUGUCUGCAAAACGCCCUACGACGAGUCCAAGUAAGAGACGAGCUGUGUUUUUAAAUGGUACCCUAUUCCCUAUGUAGUGGGCUACUUUUGAACCAGGGCCCUGGUCAAAAGCAGUACACUAUACAGAAAUUAGGGUGCCCAUUGGGCUCUAGUCAAAGGUAGUGCACUAGGGAAUAUGGUGCCAUUUGGGACGUAACCCACGUUUAUCUACCGCAAACAUGACCCUUGUCUGAAGUCCUUCUGAAGAGCCUUAAUGUAGUCCAAACACGUUAAAUAUAUACACUGCUCAAAAAAAUUAAGGGAACACUUAAACAACACAUCCUAGAAUCCCAGGAUUCCAAGGUACGCUUACGGUAACUAACGGAUAUGGUGCUACGGUCUAACCACCAGUGCUGGGUUAGUAGAAAAACCAGGAAUAGAGUAUUCUUCAGAGUCUUCAUGUGACAACCUCGACUAACCUGUACACCAGCACAUUGACUCGGUACCGGUACCCCCUGUAUAUAGCCUCGCUACUGUUAUUUUAUUGUGUUCUUUUUUUCAUUAUACACUGCUCAAAAAAAUAAAGGGAACACUAAAAUAACACAUCCUAGAUCUGAAUGAAUGAAAUAAUCUUAUUAAAUACUUUUUUCUUUACAUAGUUGAAUCUGCUGACAACAAAAUCACACAAAAAUUAUCAAUGGAAAUCAAAUUUAUCAACCCAUGGAGGUCUGGAUUUGGAGUCACCCUCAAAAUGAAAGUGGAAAACCACACUACAGGCUGAUCCAACUUUGAUGUAAUGUCCUUAAAACAAGUCAAAAUGAGGCUCAGUAGUGUGUGUGGCCUCCACGUGCCUGUAUGACCUCCCUACAACGCCUGGGCAUGCUCCUGAUGAGGUGGCGGAUGGUCUCCUGAGGGAUCUCCUCCCAGACCUGGACUAAAGCAUCCGCCAACUCCUGGACAGUCUGUGGUGCAACGUGGCGUUGGUGGAUGGAGCGAGACAUGAUGUCCCAGAUGUACUCAAUUGGAUUCAGGUCUGGGGAACGGGCGGGCCAGUCCAUAGCAUCAAUGCCUUCCUCUUGCAGGAACUGCUGACACACUCCAGCCACAUGAGGUCUAGCAUUGUCUUGCAUUAGGAGGAACCCAGGGCCAACCACACCAGCAUAUGGUCUCACAAGGGUUCUGAGGAUCUCAUCUCGGUACCUAAUGGCAGUCAGGCUACCUCUGGCGAGCACAUGGAGGGCUGUGCAGCCCCCCAAAGAAAUGCCACCCCACACCAUGACUGACCCACCACCAAACCGGUCAUGCUGGAGGAUGUUGCAGGCAGCAGAACGUUCUCCACGGCGUCUCCAGACUCUGUCAUGUCUGUCACAUGUGCUCAGUGUGAACCUGCUUUCAUCUGUAAAGAGCACAGGGCCCCAGUGGCGAAUUUGCCAAUCUUGGUGUUCUCUGGCAAAUGCCAAACGUCCUGCACGGUGUUGGGCUGUAAGCACAACCCCCACCUGUGGACGUCGGGCCCUCAUACCACCCUCAUGGAGUCUGUUUCUGACCGUUUGAGCAGACACAUGCACAUUUGUGGCCUGCUGGAGGUCAUUUUGCAGGGCUCUGGCAGUGCUCCUCCUGCUCCUCCUUGCACAAAGGCAGAGGUAGCGGUCCUGCUGCUGGUUUUUUGCCCUCCUACGGCCUCCUCCACGUCUCCUGAUGUACUGGCCUGUCUCCUGGUAGCGCCUCCAUGCUCUGGACACUACGCUGACAGACACAGCAAACCUUCUUGCCACAGCUCGCAUUGAUGUGCCAUCCUGGAUGAGCUGCACUACCUGAGCCACUUGUGUGGGUUGUAGACUCCGUCUCAUGCUACCACUAGAGUGAAAGCACUGCCAGCAUUCAAAAGUGACCAAAACAUCAGCCAGGAAGCAUAGGAACUGAGAAGUGGUCUGUGGUCACCACCUGCAGAACCACUUCUUUAUUGGGGGUGUCUUGCUAAUUGCCUAUAAUUUUCACCUGUUGUCUAUUCCAUUUGCACAACAGCAUGUGACAUUUAUUGUCAAUCAGUGUUGCUUCCUACGUGGACAGUUUGAUUUCACAGAAGUGUGAUUGACUUGGAGUUACAUUGUGUUGUUUAAGUGUUCCCUUUAUUUUUUUGAGCAGUGUACUAAGCUACCUCCAAUGCCUCUCUGAAGAGAGAGUCAAAAUGUAUACUGUUAACCAUUUACGAGGAAGCUAAAACAUUAACAGAAUUGAAGAUCAAUUUCACCUGAAAUUGAAAUUUCACACACUUUCACCUGAAACUAUUGCGGUGUGACUCUCCAUUUUUUUACUUCCUGAAAUGCCAUCAACCAGGAAGUUGAAACACUAUGGCAACACACAAAUGGCAAUCAGUACAUUCCUAACAAACGCACCUGAAACCAUGGUCGUAUGGUGGUCUGUUUUGUUUUGACCCCGUAGAGGACUCUGCAGUGUUUUGCUUCCUGACUAUCAUGCUGUCAUCCAGGAAGUUGAAACACUGACAAAUUAGCAAUCAAUGUCUUUACUUACAAACCUACCUGAACCCAUGGUGGUUACAAUGACCUCAUUUGACCCCAUAGUGAUUUGGCAUUCUUUCACAUCCUGUGUUCUCCCAGGUUCUACAUUGGCUGUGACCUGUGCAGCAACUGGUACCACGGCGAGUGUGUGGGCAUCACAGAGAAGGAGGCCAAGAAGAUGGACGACUACAUCUGCAGCGAGUGCAAGCGGGCCCAGGAGGGCAAGACCGAGGAACUCUACUGCAUCUGCCGAACACCCUACGACGAAGCACAGUAAGUGCAUAGGAGAAUGAGUGUGUGUGUGUGUUUUGUGUUUGGGUCCUCAGUGGCGAAAACGUACAAUAUUAUCUAUUAGAUGGUGAUAUCUGUUGAGCUUUUGAUAUUUCGUUUCAGUUAUACUUUGUGUUGUUUUCUAUUUCCUUUGAUGUCUAGGGCUGAAGGUUGUUCUAUGUAACAGAGCUUGAAUUCCUUAUGUAAAGACAUUGGCCGUGUCCGAAAUCUGUCUUGCCUACUACUUACUAAAACGACAUACUGGGUACUAAUCGUACUACAUGCUAUUUAGAACGUACUGUUUACUAAAAACAUAUUCAGUAAGCAACAAAUAUCAGCAUACUAGGCUCAUCCAUACAGAGAAUACAUCAUCUAAUGCACAAUUGCGUUGAUUCUCGUCAUUCGUUCAUUUUGGUAGCGCACAUCCCCUAUUCUGAUUAGCAGCUCUUGUCAAACACGUGGGUCUCGAAAUACUAUUCUCUCCCUCUAUAGUGUGGGGCGAAUUUAACUAGAUGAAAACCUGAAAUUAGUAUGACAUCCUGGCUUUUAAAGCAUACACAUUUUCUGAAAUGUUCCUUACUAUAAAACAUAUUAUUUUCGCAUAGCCAAAAUGCCUACUAUUUAGAAACGCAACUAUGGGUAUUCGGACACGCCAGAAUCUAUUUCUCCGAUCAGACUUGGAACAGAAACCAGGGUCGUGUUCAUCAGGCACAAUGAACACGACCCAGUUAACCGUACCACCUUAACCCUUCUCACCUCUGCCACCCUCCUCCUCGGCCCCCACUCAGGUUCUACAUCGGCUGCGACCGCUGCCAGAACUGGUACCACGGCCGCUGCGUGGGCAUCCUGCAGAGCGAGGCCAACCACAUCGACCAGUACGUGUGUCCGCAGUGCCAGUCCACGGAGGACGCCAUGACAGUGCUCACGCCGCUCACCGACAAGGAUAACGAGGGGUUAAGGAGAAUCCUGCGCUCCUUACAGGUAUGUCACCCCUCCCUUCACCCUCGUUCCCUCUCUACCUAGCGGAACGUCGGGACGGUACGAAACAAAGCCCUCCUCUGUUCUCAUCUCUUAUCUGAUCUGUACGCUGGUCCCCUGGGCAGCACUUGGACAACUGCCCUGGCUACAGGGUUUUUCCACCCUCCUCUUCCUUCUCUCCUCCGUUUUUUUUCUCUCUUCCUUCUUCCCCUCCUCCUCUUUGUCCGCAUGGCACGGACGUAGCCGGAGCACAUCUGUGUUGAGCCAGCUGCUCCCAAUGCCAUUUUCAACCUCUGUUUGUUAUCCUUAGUUUUUUUUUGCUCCACAUCUCUCAAGUGUCUCCUCUCUCUUUCUCCCUCUCUCUCCCUGCCUCUCUCAGGCUCACAAAAUGGCGUGGCCGUUCCUGGAGCCGGUGGACCCGAACGACGCCCCAGACUACUACGGUGUCAUUAAGGAACCAAUGGGUGAGUUGGGAGAGAGUUCUGUCUGUUUGCAUUCGUUCCUUCAUUCAUCCUGUGUUCAACACUGUAAAAAGAGGUGCUGUUGUCAUUAGUGGAAUAGUCAUCACAAGGUUGUUACACACCCAAACACACACCCCAUCGCCCUGCUCGAGAGGAAAGGCCUCCAACUCAGAUCAAACUGCCCAUGUAAAAGGCGAACUUGCGUCAACAGGGCCUUUUUGAACUUCCACACAAACAAACCGUUAAUGAGCUGGCGGAAAAACCCCAGAGGCUUCUACACUUGGACAUUACAGUAGCCCCCUUCUAAACGACGGUGCAUUCGACCUGGGCCUGGAAACUGUAGUCCACCGGCCGCAAAAAAUAAGCCUUUUCGCCCUGCAGGAAAAAAAAGCCAAGUCUGGCCACGGCGGUCCAGACGGCGUAAGUUUGGGGUUUGUAGAUGAAGUCUGAUGACGGAGAAGAAGGGCCUCUUUGAUAUGUGCACGUGGUCGGCCUGCCUACUGGGUGGGGGUGAGGGAAGGUUAAGGAUCGGAUAUGUUUGUUUAAAUUGGAGCCCCGGGGAGCGACACGGGAGAAAACCACCGCUAUCCUGUGAGGGGGAAAUAUGAAGGAACAGGUUUGUUGCUAGCUUACCUCGCUAAGUAUCGUGAUAAUUGAGAGACAACUUUCAACUUCUUUCAAAGGCAACUUUCAUAACAGUUGACAGCAUGUUGCCAGAAUCGAUGGGUCGGCCUCUCGGUCACAUCCCGCGUGAUUCAAUUUGAAUGGGCCAAGCCAGAGAUUGAGGUUUGAAUCUGGCGUUGAGCUAGGAUCUUUGACUGUCAAGUAGAAGUGAUGUAUUGCGCUUUUAGACGCAUACUUGAAUAUCUAUCAAAACAUUUACACCACAUAAACUGCAAUUACUUUUGAAGCAACUAUGCGAGAUGUUGGAGAAGAAUCAACUUGCUGAUUCCGAGUGAUUCAUGUUCUGUUGUUCUUGUCUUCCUCCCUUCUUUCUAGACCUUUCUACGAUGGAGGACCGGUUGCAGAAGCGCUACUACAUCAAGCUGACGGAGUUUGUGGCGGACAUGACCAAAGUCUUCGACAACUGCCGCUACUACAACCCCAGCGACUCGCCGUUCUACCAGUGCGCCGAGGUCCUCGAGAACUUCUUCGUCCAGAAGCUCAAAGGGUUCAAAGCCAGCAGGUAA